GCCAAUCAGCAGUGAGUGACGUCACGAGCAAGAUCCCUUUAAGGAAGAUAUAGUUGUGUAUAUGUGUAGUUGCUCAGUAGUGGGGACUGGAGAGCACCAUGGCAGAAGGACAGCAUGAGCAGCUGCAGGAGCAGUUUUACAUAGAUCUUCCCAAAGUGGUGAGACAUUUAUUUUAUGGGCUUAGCAAUGGCAUGGUCUUAAAGCAGCCAGGGCUCAGAUUUAAUACUGCUGCUGUGGAUCACAAGUCCCAUGACUCUCAGGCAGAAUGCAGGCUGGCUCAGCCUCAUGGGAAACGUGGUCCAUGACAACUCAAAAGUAAAAUGGUUAGCAAGCACUGCCUUGAAGUGCUGUAGUAUGUGUUGUUUUUUUUUUUAUUCUGUGCAUGUUGUCAGCUGUGGUUUGCAGAGACUGUACAGUAAAUAAACCUAGAUCUGGUUGUUAUGGUUAAUGGUAGAUAUGUGUAGUUUAAUCUGUACAUAUGCACCUGUUGUUUUACAAUUAUCUUUUUCUCAAUAUGGAAGUAAUGUUUAGAGAUUGAGGUGAUGGUUCAGUUAUAUGUGCUAGAUUUACACUUAUUGCCUGGUAAUACAAAAUGUAUAUUAAAGAUUUGCAUUGAUAACAUGUCCAGUAUUUGGUUGAUACACUGGCAUUUGAUGUGAUAACCAUGGCCUGUUAAAGUUUACUUGAAGAGGUAUAUGCAUAUUUCUGUCUCUCUCGAUAUUCUUUGAACAGGAAAUAUGAAUGAACAUAGAAUUGCUGAAAAUGGUAGAUAUAAUUGUAAUGUGAUUAUAAUUCUGUUAGACUUUAAUUGCGCUUAUAUUUUCUUUAUGUGAAAAAGGUUGGGUUUACAUUGGCAUUAACUCCACAUAAUGCUCUUUAUAAAUGUAUGUAUAUAUCAUACAUACAAUAUUGCAUUAAAAAAAAAAAAAAAAAAUUAGUGUUUACCGGGGCGCCUACAUCCUCGCCCCUCUUUACAGAUAUCUCUAGUGAUAUCAAUUCUGUCUGGGCUGGGAAGUGUCAACUAAGAUUCAUUGGCUGGGAAGUGUCAACUAAGAUUCUCUCCCCAUUAAUUCCAUCUAAAUAGAGACUACUCUGACAUGUCAAGUGCAGAAGGGGAACUUCCACAUUAUCAGUAUCUGUGAAUAAAGGUUUUUACCUUUUAAUAGCGGGUUUGUGGCGCCAGGGGUCUUCUGACACCAUAGCCACUACAGCCCACUAUAGGGAUUAUGAUGAAUUAGAAUACUACAGCAACGGCUGCUAUUUGCAGCCGUCUCAAUGAAUUCAUACUUGGAGAGAUGGUGUGGAGAAUCAGGUAGUGGUGUUUAUUGCCUAAAAACUGAAUUACAGUGAACUUUUUUACCCCCACUCUCUCACUCAAUGAUUCAAGACUGCAUUCUAUGGAUCCCCAAAAUAACAACCUGUUUUUUAUUGUGAUUAACACCAAAUAGAAUUUUAAAAUGUUCUCUUCUACCUUAAUAAUAAAAUUUAAAAAAUGAUGGCUGGGCAUCUGAAAAGGCUAGGUAACUUUUUUUUUUUUUUUUUCCCAGGGACAAGAAUAUGUGCCAAAAAGUGGCUUAUCGUUGAAUGGGCAUGAUCUGGAGAGAUAUUAAUAAGAAAAAUUGCAUAUAAUGAUGGUCAAAUCACUUCUUAAAUAAGUUCUACUUUAUUGAUCUUGAAAGUUGAGAUCCUGAUAUAGAAUUGGGCAUUCUAAGAUUCCCAUAGGGCAUUGAAUUGUGGUGAAUUUAAAAUGAAAAUGUAAAAUUUAGGGAGAAAACAUGUUUUUUGGGUUGCAUUGCGUGACAAGUUAACAGAGCAGUCCCAUUGGCUAGGAAGAUACCCAUGCAAUACACCAUAAGGUCAGUGAGUGACAGCUGAUAUGAUAUGUUAUCUUCUUAUCUGUAAACACACAGAACGUGCUUUACAACAAACAAGGUCAUGAUCUAGAAAAGCGUCAGAACAGCAUGCAUUUAGGUUAAAAGGGACAAGCCAGGUCAUAUAUUCAUCAGCUACUUUUUCUUUUGCUGCAUUCUAUACAUAAAUUCAUUUUUCAAAAGUAAUUUCUAUUGCAGGGAUGUCUACAGCCACCACCAGAUGAGAUCAGUCACCCAAUCCAUGGCUUCUUUUUUAUUUCUGUUGAGGGUUUACAGAGCAUAUACUUGUAAACACAGCAUUAUUUUUCUUUAAUAACUGCAUGUACUCCUUUACUGCUCAUAAAAUGUCAUGUCGGAAACAGGGCACAUGUACACCGCAGUUGUAUCUCUGUUGAAACAAAUUAAUAAUUUCUGCUUGCACCUCUACGUAGAAGCCACCAAGUGGCAAAUCACUUGACAACCAUAUUUUGUGGAAUCAUGCCAAAAUCCUCAGGUUCCUGGAGUGAUUCAUUCACAUACACCAUUGUCUUUUUUUAAAUGGGGACCAUCUUGGGUUCUAGCUCUGCAUGGCAAAUAGAGAAUUUACUUCUGAAAUAUAUCUGCGUGACUUGAUUCAGUGGGAACCACCUCACUUUGGUUUUAUCUUGGACCCUCUUGAGAGUGUCCCAACUCUCUGUAAACACUUCUGCUGGCAGACAGGGGCACCCUUCUCGGCUUUACCGAUGUUUGCAAAGCUAGACAGGCUUCUUGAAAACUUCUUUUUUAUGAAGUUGUCAAUUUCUACACCAAUUUCAUAAGCCCAGAAGAAGAAGCCAAGUCUGGAUUCUGGUGAAAGGGUACAAAAUACUCUGGCUACCUUUUUUUUUAUUUUUUUUUUAAAAAAGACAGUGUAGAUCACUAACCAGAUAUGCAACCUUUUUAAUCAAUUAAUCACAGAAAAUUAGCAUUCCUUUGAAAAACAGAAUAUUUAGCUGUGGCACCUUGGAUCUUUUUGGGAUUCUUUACUCUUCAGCAAAGGUAGACCUUAUAGGCUCAAUACUACAACACCUACCUAAAUUCACUGAGCAUGCUCGGAUGGGAUGGAGACGGCUUAUUGGUUUCCUUCCACUUAACAGAAGUUGGUAAAUGUGGACGUUGUAUUUACCUUGGGGCUACGCACCUGGAACUGGAGACAAGCAGUAGCAAUGAACAUCUCUUGCCAGGAUUUAAAAAAUUCUAUAAAUGUUUCCCCUAUAUUUAACAAAUAUUUGUUUGUGAGAGCUUCUACAAAUUAUAUAUAGAAAUCCACGUUAUUUAACUGUCAUGGAAAUGAGUGGCACCAUCAUGGCUCAUUUUAAAGGUGAAGUCGCACAUAGAAUUAUGCUGUCAGAAGAAACAACAAAAACUCUAUAUGUCAUAUUUAUAUAUCUUACACUUGCAUUAAAUUAUACUUUGUGGAAAAGGUGUCCAUUUCCAUAAAAGCACAAUAAAGUCUGAAAUACAAAGGUUAAAACCAAUUGUUUGAACUUAAUUUGCAUACUCCUAUUGAUCCACAAAUGAUCGGUGGGGGGAGAGGGGGUGGUUUACACACCCCCUACAUUUUUAAGAAAUUUGUAAUUGGUUUUCCUAUGGUAGGCCUUGAUUUAAUAUUCUUGGAAUUGCUUUUUAAACCAUUAAAUGGUUUUUGAUAAACUUUUAAAAUAUUUUUUUUCAAAAUAUUUACGUUAAAAGUCUUUACAAACAAUAUUAAAUAAUUUCAAAUGCUUAACCAAAUACAUAAAUUGAGACCAUAAUAAUACAUUUUUAUAUGCAGAAAUGAAUUGAACUGACAGUGGCUUACAGGGAACAUAGUCAUGUAAAUAUUUGCUGGUGUGUGUGUGAUUCCCAUCCAUCCACCCCCCUUUUGGUAUUAAAGAAAUUAACUUACAUUACAGUACUCACCAUGUCUCUAGCCCUGGGGGUUCUUCUGCUGCACUUGCCCACUCCGCCUUUGAAGACGUGAGCAUGCCUGCUGAUAUCUUUUGCAAUCUGCUCCAAUCAGAUCAUUUUUGUAGAGAAGCAAGGGAUUAGAGAUACAUAUGCGCGGCCAAAUGCUGCAAUCAGCAGAAGAGUGUCUCAUUCAGGCCUCCUCUGUUAUUUACACAAACACAAAACAUUAUUGUGUGAAAUGGAACUCUAGUCCUCUUAUCCCUUUUUCACAUCGCACAUGCCCAUUAAUGUAAUUUCAACAUACCCCUUGGUAUUAUUUUGAAGUUCAUACAGUCCAUCUGCUCAUCCUGGUGGAGCUUUCUGUUUAUCGAACCUUUUUUUUUUUUUUUUUUUUUUUUUUUUUUUUUUUUUGCUUAGUGACGUAAAUAUCUAACAUUUUACUCCAGGCGUAUGUUAUGUAAAAUGUAGAAUUAGACUUUACUCCGCGUAUUGUCUUGCUUUCUUUCUGAAUCAUAUCCAAUAGAUGUCUCUUAUCAACUCAGUUUCAUAGAACUUGUCUCUUGACAAUGUUUUAUUUAUUGCAAAUGUGCAUGUUUGAAGAAAAUGCUAAAAAAAGAGUAACUAAAGUAAAAAUGGUAACCAGAAUGCAGAUCUCUAUGUCCUUGUGUACACAAUAACGCCUCAUUAAAGGGAUUGUCUGGUUGAAACUUGACUCCAUGUUUUUACUGACAAAUUGAUCGUGCAAAAAACAAACCAUUACUUCUUUCUCAGGGUCACCCCUCUCACUUUUACCAAUGUUUGAUAAACUAGACAUACUACUGGAACAUUUGUACAAAGCUGUAAAAUCCUGCAUCUAUUUCAUAAGCCCAGAAGAGGAAACAAAGUCUGGGUGAAAAUCUGGAGAAAUACUCCAGCUACCUUUUUGAAAAACAGGCAGAGAUCUCUCACGGUUCAGAGUGCAAAUCACUAUCCAGAUAUGCAACCUUUUAAUUCUAGAAAUUUUAGGAUUCAUUUGGAAAACUGAAUAUUUACCUCUGGCACUUUUUUUGUUUUUUGGGUGCAUUUCUCAUCCGUGCUUUUAAGUGGUCAUGGUGCUUGAAGUCGGAAUGUGCAGCAUUUUCCUUUGAAACGCUGCACAUACAGACUUUAACCUCUUUGCUGCCGGAGGUCUAACUCCACCUUUGGUUGCGUCAUAGGGGUGAAGGUCUUUAGCCAGCCUGGGGCAAUGUUAUUUCUAAGCAUAUUGGUGUCAGCUUGUUGGUGACAGUCAUCUAAUAGCUGCCUCUGUUUACUUCUUUCCCCGUGCUGUCCACGUACUCCCCAACAUCUCUCACCUAGCAGCCUGGGGGAGUGAUGUCAGGCUGAGGGACAAACUUGGCCCUGGUGCUGGAAUAGAGAUUUGUUUGGGAGCAGGAUAAGGAAUGGUUACUUUAACCAAAACCAGUCUUUGUUUGUUGUUGGUUUUUCUUAAACACUGUUUUUUGGUUGAAGUAACCAUUUAAAUGCCAUUUCUUUACUUGAAAUACAAGCAGUUUUAUUGCUUGUUCCUGUGGCAGUGAUAAGAAAAUAUGCCUUAUAAAGGCAACCAUAGCUUUCCAUGAUUUUUUUUUUUUAUUUUUUAUUUUUUUACUAUAUAUCAAAUAUAUGAAAUUCACAUCAUUGUAUUUAGGUCUAUACUGGAGCUGAGUAACCUCCAUUUUGGCUCCCUGUCAGUAACCAGUAUAAGGUUUUCACCUUCCUGUCUCUGGACAAAGUGUGGGGGAAAUUGAAAACCAGAAAUAUUAGGUUUUUUUUGUUGGAUGUAAUUUUUCCAGUUCUCAUGACAUUUGCGACUAUUUCUAUUUUUCUUUCUUUUUUUUUUUUGCACCAUAUUCCUUCCUGUAAUAUAGAUAUUAUUAUUAUUUUAUUUACAAGUUUGUUGCAUUCACUGUAAAAAUAGAGAGCGUCAAUAAGGAAAUGGCUCAUGUGUUCACUUUUCCUUAAAAUGCAUAUUACCCAACAUUGGGCCCCGGGUUGGCGUUACCCAUAAUGGAUGGGCCUACCCAGAAAGGGGACUAGAUCGUCCACUGAACGGGCAUAUCAGUCUGGCAUCAACACCCCAAAAUGACUGACAGGCUCCAGGCCAGCCCCACUCACAGCAUGCACAGAUCACACGGUCCCAGUGCCCACCCCUCAUUUAAGACCAAAAUAGCCGAGCUGAAAACAGUUGACUAGGAGAUUUCUUUCCAAUUCGGCUAUUUUGGUCUAAAAUUUAAAUUCACUUUGAAUUCCCAGAAAUUCUCAUUCUGAAGAAUAACCCUAUAAAUAUUAUAUUAGCUCUGUGAUCCGCUCCAUAUACAGCUCUCUUAAUAACUGUCAGCAGAAACCGGCUCUGUGAUCCCCUCCAUAUACAGCUCUCAUAAUAACUGUCGGCUCUGCGAUCCCCUCCAUAUCCAGCUCUCAUAAUAACUGUCGGCUCUGCGAUCCCCUCUAUAUACAGCUCUCAUAAUAACUGUCGGCUCUGUGAUCCCCUCCAUAUCCAGCUCUCAUAAUAACUGUCGGCUCUGCGAUCCCCUCUAUAUACAGCUCUCAUAAUAACUGUCGGCUCUGCGAUCCCCUCUAUAUACAGCUCUCUCUUAUUUUUUUUUUAUAUAUAGUUUUCCAGGGCCACAACUGCUGCACUUGAGGUGUUAAUUAGACAUUAGUGAACAGGGGUGUUGAAAUAAUAAAAAUAUUUGUCCAGGGACUUAAGCGUUUGCCCAAUCUACUUGUCAUCCGUGACAAUCGUUUUUUUUGUUGUUUUUUUUAAUCAAAAACGUGUUUUAAAUAAGGUAUUUAUUGAUGGUAAUUUAGGGGACAGACCGAAUAAUGCAAUUAAAGCACCACUAUAGUGCCAGGAAAACACUAGUUUUCCUGGCAUUAUAGUGUUAAUAGGUCUCCCCACCCUCAUGGCCUCCCUCCCUCUGGGCUGAAGUGGGAGGAAGGGGUUAAAAUCUUACCUUUCUCCAGCACCGGGCUUCCUCGGCGCUGGGGACUCUCCUCCUCCUUCCGACGUCAUCGGCUGAUUGCGCAUGCGCUGCAAGAGCUGCAUGCGCAUUCAGACAGCCCAUAGGAAAGCAUUCUCAAUGCUUUCCUAUGGACGCUGGCGUCUUCUCACUGUGAAAAUCACAGUGAGAAGUGCGGAAGCGCGACUAGCGGCUGUCAAUGAGACAGCCACUAGAGGCUGGAUUAACCCAUAUGUAAACAUAGCAGUUUCUCUGAAACUGCUAUGUUUACAGCAGGCAGGGUUAACCCAAGAUGGACCUGGCACCCAGAGCACAUCAUUAAGCUGAAGUGGUUUGGGUGCCUAUAGUGGUCCUUUAACAAAUGCAAGUAGCUGGUGAACUUAAACAGAAUCAUUUCCAAAUGAGAAUUGUAGCUUACUUUAUCAAAAAAUAGAACUAGAAUUAACUGAGACAACCUCAUGAGGCCGUUUAUAUCCAUUGACAUGCUUGGUUAAAGAAAAGGCAGUGCUUACAAUGCUGAACCUACAGGGUCAAUCUCUUUGUUUCAGAACCUCUACAUUAAACUGUAGUGGCUCUGGUGCCUAGAGCUCCCCUUUUAUAAAGAGCUUUAAUAAAUAGCUAUGUAGUUUGUAGGUUAUGCAGUGUGUGUGUGUGUGUGUGUGUGUGUGUGUGUGUGUGUAAGGAACAUAGGGUGAGGUGGGAUAAGGAUGUAGUGUGUAGGUUAUGUAGUGUGUGUAUGGAAUAUAGUGAGGUGUGGGAAAGGGAUGUAGUGUGUGUGUGUGUCUGUGUAGGGAACACGGUGUGGUGCAGUAUAGAGAUUUAGUGUGUGUGUCUGUGUAGGGAACAUGGUGUGGUGCAGUAUAGAGAUGUAAUGUGUGUUUGUGUGUGUGGGGGGGAAUAUGGUGUGGGCAGUGGCGUACACACAAUUCAUGGGGCCCCGGUGCGAAACUGAUCCAUGGCCCCCCCCUGCUCCCCCCUGACACACACACACACACACACACACACACACACACACACACACACACACACACACACACACACACACACACACACACACACACACACACACACACACACACACACACACACACACACACACACACACACACACACACACACACACACACUCACUCUGUUUGUCAACCUCCUGUUUCCUACCUUUUAGGUGCAGGAGGAUGACUUUCCCUGGGAUCCAGUGGUUGCUCAGGCUGGUAGGAGUCAGAGUUCCCACUCUGACUCCCGCACCGUCCCCCGCUUAUAGCUGGGAGGAAGUGAUGGGCAGUUAAUUCCUCCCAGCUGUGAUGUCAUCACAGGGGGCCUGGUCGCGCUGUUAAAGCACCGCAGCGCUGACUCGGGAAUGUGUGGCCAGCCAGGGCCGCAACACAUGGCGGCGGUCGCAGGGGUCCGCAGGGCGGUCGGGCCACCUGGAGUGACGGGCCCGGUCGCAGCUGCGACCCCUGUGACUGCGGUAUGUAUGCCACUGGGUGUGGGAUAGGGAUUGCAGCUCCGUCGGGUGUGAGGUGCAGACUGUGCUGUAACUCGCGAUAUCCUGAAAUCAGAGCGAUGCCAUGGUAAGCCACGACAACACUCUGAUUGGCCAGAGUUCGCGAGAUACAGCACAGCCUGCAGCUCACACCCGGCAGAGUUGCAGACUGUGCUGGCCUUCUCCCUGGGCAUAAUGGACUGAGGACCCAACUAGUCACUCUGCUGCUAGCCCGAAGCAGGGCUAAAAGAAAAAAGAACUACCUGUUAUGCAGUUCCGGGCGAUAGGAAUUGCGCAUCCCUGGUGAAAUUGUUACUGUAAUUUAUUGUUAAAUGCAAUUUUUUAAGACUUUGUGUUGGUUGGUAUCAGUUUUUAAAGGUUUGGAAAAUGUAAACAUUUUUCUACAUUUAUUAAAGUGGCGCAUCCGAUAAAAAAAAAAGAAAAAAAAAAAAAAAAAAAAAGUUAGGGCAGGUUAUAGGUGAUUUUCAAUUAUUUACCCAGUGGUGUAAUUUACAGACAAGUAACAAAUUCUGCUUCAAUAAUCUCUCCAAACCGCAUAACCACUAAAGCCUUCUGUACUGAUUAUGGUGUCAGGUGCCCUGCCAGUAGAAUUUGCCAGCUGCUGGGCGCCCCAGCAUAAGUUGGAUUUGUCUAUUCUCCUAUGCUUGACCAACACACAUCCAUGCUCAGCUGACACUCUCCACAAAUAAUUGUGACUCUGCAUUGCCCUCAUUAGCUAAGUAAAGCUAACUGGAUUGUACUGCUGGGCAAUCCAUGAAGCAGAUAGGCACAUGUGGGUUCCUGGCAGGUGCCAGGUAAGAUGUCCGACAGUUCUAAAAUAGUCUGACUUCAUAACCACUACAGCAAAAAACAAACCGCAAACUCUUCAAACAAAUAUUAGAAAGGUACAUUUCUCAGUAUGUACCAUUGGGUAAUAAAUAAAAAAGAAACAAAUUGAAACCAAUGUAGCUUAGUAGAGAACUAAAACAAUAGAUUAAAAAUAAGAAAAGGGUGCUUAAAUCGGACAAAUCAGAGGCAUCCUAUAUAAGAUAUAAGGAAGCCAAUAAUGCUUGCAAAAAGGCAAUUAAAGUGGCUAAACUAGAAAAUGAGAAAUUGAUAGCCAAAGAUUGCAAAACCAACCCCCACAUUUUUUUCAAGUACAUCAAUUCUAAACAAAAUAAAAGUGUAGGUACACUGGAAACAGAGAUAGGUCUGUGUAACUGAGCUCCCUGUCCCCCGGCUGGGUACCUCCGCCAAGGAUUGCUUCCUAGUUGGAGGACAAACCGCAGCACUUCUGCCCACAAUCGCCGUGGCUUGACUGGGGCACUGGAACAGCUCUCUCUUGGACCCAAAUGGGGAAUUCACUCUAGACACCCCCAGGCACUGGAUGACACUCAGUUCUGGGAGCUCUAGUCCCUACAAGGACUUUCCCUGUUGAACUCUCCACACUGGAACAAUGAUUAAAGAGUAGCCCUUUCCCCUCCCAGUAACCAGACAGCACAUAGUUCUUUGAGUACAAGCUGGAAUCCUUUAAUGGCAGCCAUAACUGGCCUUGUAUGCAUGUCACCAUGCAAGGGGCACAACCGCCAACAUAUCCAAAAAUCACCCAGAUCAGUUCAGGGGUUCAGGAAUUUCCUUGAAGUCAUUUGUUUGACAGACCGCACGCAUGGUCCCAUGCCCAAAACAGUUCAAAAGAAUCGGGGAUUGCGGUCGGUCUAGUUCGGUAGUUUAAAAACGAACAAACUACUGAACAUAGUCAAUAGUCUUACCUUGGAGCUUGUUUCCCUUGUUCGUGGAAACGUAUCCACCGAACAGUGUCUUUCUAAGUGUUGUCGAACCGAAUGCAGGCAAUCAUGGAAGUCCAGAGGUGUUCGGGAGUUUCAGUAUCCGAAAAAAGUUCCAUGAACUCGACGACCAAACCCUGCUGCCUGCGUUCAUGCAAACAAGAUGGUUGCCACCCCAUGCUAAAUUUCAACUUUUGGAUGCAUGAAGGCUUCAAUGUGGAUUAUCGCUUUCAAGUUGAUCACAAGCUAUAUGAUUCCUCUUUGUGACAUUUAUUCGUAAAAUGCCUACAGAGCAGGUUUAUCGGAUAUAUCCGACAUGUGUUGUUUGUUGAUAACUGUUCGGUAGCUGAGUGAUUUUAUUUUACUUUUACUUUUCUUUUUUCUUUGUUUGGGAAGAGCAAAUGAAAGGGGGAGUUCGGAGCCACAAGUCAGUUUUUUAGGAUCCUUCAUCAAAAUUAUAAAGAAAGUGUGAUAAUAGUUGAUUAUGAUAGUAAUAUAAUUGCAUGUUCUUACAUUAUGAUUUGUUGUAGGAACUCCACGCUCAUCUUAAUGGAUCCAUAAGUUCUACAACCAUGAAAAAGCUGGUGUCCAAAAAACCACACCUGCAGAUCCAGAAUGGCAUGACUAUGAUUGACAAAGGCCAGAAACGGACUCUAGAAGAGUGAGUGCAUUACUGAAUGUCAAUUUAUUGGUUAGGUGUUUCACGGCCCUAGUUCAGUAUUUUAAUUGUCUUGGAGAAGUAUCCAUAAAGUACAAUACCCUAAAGAUAAUAAUAAAUCUGCAAAACAAAUAUAGAGGUCUUGGUGAGGAGGAUAACUCUCUUUAUAGGAUACUUCAGUAUACCUUUUAAAAUUGGAGGUAUAAAGGAGGAACACUGGGUGGCAGGGCAUCAAGAAAGCUUGCCAGGGUCACCAUUUGUGUCACAGAUUACAUCAUUUAUUUCAAAUGGUGGUAUUUAAUAAAUUCUUUAUUUUAUUUGUGCAUGUUAUUAACAAAUGGGUUUGCCUUACCACAACAGCAGGAGCAAACCAAACUAUGUACACAUGAAAUCAACAUUAUGGCAUUAAAGACAUUGCACAGAUUUUGUAUUAAGUUGUCAGGAUGAGCAUGUGUAUGAUGGCAUAUUGCGGUACAAGGUGAACAAGAAAAUUAGGUGAUAACUGGUCAUGCCAGGUGAAACUCUCGUAUUGGCUAUUAACAUUAUUAUCUGUACUAGACUUAAGUUAAAGACAAUCAUGUAUAGCUCAGUGCAUAAGAGAGAGUAAACAGAAAAAAAAAAUUGUUAUAAGGGAAAGCAAGUGUCUGAGAGGUAUCCCUGUAGUGAACUGUAGUGAGAGCUGUUAAUGUAGAGCCAACGCUUAUGGGGUCUCCCUCUCUCCUCUGUAGAGGCAGGAUUGGGGUACGCUAUCAACCCUCUAGGGUGAUACCAGAGAGGGGGGGGGGGAGGGUUUGUAUGCUUACAUGUCAUGCAUGGCAAAGAGCACCAAAAUGGUUGGGACCGGUGUGGUCAGUUCUCCGAGCUGGUUAAACACCUGCGUAGGGUGUUCCCCGGUAUGUGACUGUGUGUCGUUGUUGUUGUGGGUGUAUAUGUGGGUCUUUAGGACAAAAAACAAAAUAGUAUGAUAAGGCAAUAAUUAGGUGGUAUCAUUAGGUAAGUCCUGCUAUAGUGAGAGGCUGUCAUUUCCAAGCAGACUUCUGCUUCAGGUUGUAGGUCUGGAUGUUGAGGGGUCACGAGCAGUGCUGGGUAUGAACUCUUGUAUUCUAGCCGGGUCUAUGCGUGCCAGUCCUGAUCCAGCGGCAGUGUCAGGAGAAAUAAAGCCCAGCCUGCUUAGGUGGUCCUCGAGUUCUUGCAGGGUGCGCAUUCGGCAUGAUUCCCCCUGCACCUGAUAUAGGAGAGACCUCGGCAUUCCCCAGUGAUAGGUAAUGUCUCUUGCCCGCAUGAGCUGCAGGAGUGGGCGCAGAGAGCAGCACCAUGCCAGUGUGUUCCUGGUGAGGUCCGGGAAUAUCUGUAUCGUGGCUCCCUCAAAUGGUAUCGGGUUCUUCCCCCUUACUGCUGCGAGGAGAAGGGCCCUGUCCUGCAGAGAUUGGAAGCGAACAUUAAGGUCCGGCAUUGUAGAAGGGGGUGUCACCGUUGGUUUUGGGAUGUGGAACAUACCAUCGAGAUUGAUCGCUUUUGCUUGUUUAGGCGGCAGGUGAGCCGUGAGAAAUCUCUGUAGAAAGUGAGGUAAGUCCAAGACCCCCAGCGAUUCCGGCACACCUCUGAACUUGAGGUUGUACUGUCUCCGCAUGUCUUCAAGUGUGUCUAGUCUGUCUGUUGUAGUGGCCUGCAGCUUUUCAAGCUCUGCUACCCUUUUCUCCACCAUAGACAGUCUGGAGUCGUGGGUGCUGUGCGCCGCCUCCAGCUGGGCAAUUUUCGUCAUUGCAUUCUCCACAUUCUCUUGAAAGUGGGCCAUGUCUCCUGCGAUAUUGGUGCGUAGCUCCACCAGCAUCGCUUUCAGCACAGUUGCAGUGACAGGCUCCCUGUCAUCCAGCUUCCCUGGCAUGGGUCCCGAAUUUAGAUUGGCGGCAUCACCUUCCACCGUGUCAACGGAAUAGUCCUCUGAGGAAUAAGAGGAACCCUCCUCGAGGGCCGCCAUCUUGUCCCACGCGGCCUGUUGUUUGUUGCGGUGCGGAACAGUUCCCCGAUGUCCCGGCUUGGGAAGUCUUUGUCGGCUUUGGGCUUCUUGUUUUUCCGACCCAUUUUGAUUGCUCUGUAGUAGGUAAGGUUUGUAGCCUUCUUGAUUGCCAAAUAUCAGUUUUAAAACAAGCGAAUAUAAUAAGUUAUUGCGGAGCUCGGAGAAAGUGUGUCCGCUCUAGUUCUCUGUCAGGCUCCGCCCCCCGAUUACAUCAUUUACAGCGGAUCAUCCACUGAGCAUUUCUGAAGUACUCUCGUAUGGGUCCAAUGCCAAGAUCUUAUUUUUGGCAUGGCUGGCAAAUCGGAUGAUCCACUCUCAUUGUUUUUUUUUUUUUUUUUAGAACUUGUUUCUGAUGUCCCCAUUGAGUUGUAUGCUUAAAACUGCUAUGUAUUUUUUUCUGUUCAUACUAAUACACAUGUGGAUUUUGCACCAUAAAGUAUGCAAAAUAAAAGGAAAAGCGCAUAUAGUUUUGUGUUCUGGUGCUUUGUGUGUCCCUUCUGUUUGAUCAUUUAUUUAUUAAUUUUAAUAUUGCUAUGAUUAAGAGGAAACUGUGAAUUUGUUGAGAAUUAAGCCACUGCAGAUUUAAGCCUCCUUUAACUUGUUCAGACUUGGCUUUUAAGGAACACUAUAGCAUUAGGAAUACAAACCUGUAUUCCUAUCUCUAUAGUCCCUAGUUCUAUAGUGUCCCUGAACCCCCUCAUGUGUAAUAAAAAUGAAUCAAAUAAUUUUAGUUUUCCAGCACCGUGGGCUCCUUGGCACGGCUCACCUCUCUGCCUCCCGCAACAUCAUUAUCUCUUUCGACGAUGGUCCAAUCCAAUGCUCCUCCUAGAGUAGCAUUCAGGACCUGAUGUACGUAGGAGGCGAGUGCCGCACGAUCAUGCAAGCUUCCCUAUAGGAAAGAAUUGUGUUCAAUGCUUUCCUAUGAGUUUCCCCGUCAUGUGAAUGAGUUUUACUCUGUGCAGCAGAAGAGCCUCUAGUGGCUGUCAGGAAGAACACUAUAGAAUCUAUUUAACCCUGCAACGUAAACAUUGUACUUUCUAAAACAAUGCAUUGUUUUACAUUGCAAGGUUAAAAGGACAGAGCCACUGCACUCAAACACACUCCAUUCAUUAUAGUGUCCCUUUAAUUGAAAGGGAAAAACAUUUGACACAGCAAUGUUAGCACAAUAGAGCGGGUUUUAAUUUAAGCUUUUAACUACAAUGUAAAGUUACGGAGGCUCUAAUUAGUCUGCUCUCAUUCUUUAUUUUCAGCAGUAAAUACAAAACACUUAUAAUUAUAAUUGUACAGUCAUAUAUUCCGGGGUUUAUACACCGUCCCAAGCUCCCUCACCUGGAUUAUACAUGUAUUGUGACUGAGCAUUUUCUACAUAUAUAUUCAAUUCCUUCUGCAUAUGAAUAAUAACAUUUAUGCCCACAUGAAAAGCAAGCUCGGUUAUUGCUAUUUGUUUUUCGAGCUACAUUGUCCGUGUCAGUAUUACAUUUGGAAAGACGUGCCACACAAUUGGAGAAUAUGUUUUGCAUGGCAGAAAAUGCACCACUUACUGGUUAGUUCUGUAACAUUAUCCUUGACUAGUAACAAUUUUUUUUCCAUUGAAUUCACAGAAUUCUGUUUCCAUAUUUUACUCUUUGCAUUUAUUUUGCAGAUGUUUUGAAAUGUUUCGGAUAAUUCACCAAGUUACGGACACGGCAGAGGACAUCUUAUUGGUAAGCCUAUUACAGGGAUAGUAUAGGCACCAAAACAACUUUAGCUUACGGGGAGACUAUAGUUGAAUCGAAAGUAGAAGAAAAUUGUCCAGUCAUUCUAAAGCUCAGCCUGUCACGUUUAUUAUAAGACUGGUUUGACAAAAACCCAAUGUAGGUUCGAAAGGUUGCUGGAAAAAUUUGUUCUAAUAUAUGUACGCUGCUGAGCUUUGGAAUGCUUGGACCUUUUUCUUCUACUUUGAAUUAAAGGACCACUCUAGGCACCCAGACCACUUCAGCUUAACCACUUAACCACUUCAGGUCCAGCUAGGAUUAACCCAUUCUUUUUAUAAACAUAGCAGUUUCAGAGAAACUGCUAUGUUUAUGAAUGGGUUAAGCCUUCCCCCAAAGCCUCUAGCGGCUGUCUCAUUGACAGCCGCUAGAGGCGCUUGCGUGAUUCUCACUGUGAUUUUCACAGUGAGAGCACGCCAGCGUCCAUAGGAAAGCAUUGAUAAUGCUUUCCUAUGCGACCGGCUGAAUGCCCGCGCAGCUCCUGCCAUGCAUGCGCAUUCAGCCCAGGAGGAGGAUCGGAGGCAGAGAGGAGGAGGAGAGCUCCCCGCCCGGCGCUGGAAUAAAGGUAAGUUUAACCCCUUUCCUCGCCAUCCAGCCCGGCAGGAGGGGGACCCUGAGGGUGGGGGCACCCUCAGGGCACUAUAGUGCCAGGAAAACGAGUAUGUUUUCCUGGCACUAUAGUGGUCCUUUAAUGUUUGUGCUAGCCCCUGGCCUAGUGCACCCAAUUACUAUUCAUAUGAAAUGAAUACAAUUCCUUUAAAUCUUAAAGACACACUAUAGUCACCAGAACAACGGGCGGUUAAUGUAGGUGUUAUGGUGUUUAUAGCUUGUCCCUGCAGCCCUUUUCAUGUAAACACUGCCUUUCUACUACUGCCUAAUAACUCGAAUAGUGACAGCCACUCAGACGUUGUUAGUGUGCAGCGCCUACUUGCAGCGCCUACUUGCAGCAUCUCCACGCUCUGCAUGAAGACGCUGAAUGCUCCCAAUAGAGAUGCAUUGAUUCAAAGCAUCCCUAAGUGGAGAUGCUGAUGGGUACAGCAUUGCAUUUCGUCUCACGUGCGCCAUAGCCUCCCAAUGCUUCCUGACGGGAUGGGGACAGCUGCUGUGAGACCGGUGCUGCCUUGGGGAAAAAGGUUCAGUUUAAACACCUUUUUUAAAGUAGAGAGGAGGGCCGGGGAACUAAGCUGUUAUUUUACCACUAUAGUGUCAGGAAUACAUGUUUGUGUUCUUGCCACUAUAGUGUUCCUUUAAUAAAGCAGUUUAGGUGUAUAAAUAAUGUCCCUGCAGUCUCACCGCUCCAUUCUCUGCCAUAUAGGAGUUUAAUCAUUUUGUUUCUGUUUAUGCAGCUCUAGCCACAUCCUCUCUGGCUGAGACUGGUACAGCCAGCAUGACAAAAUUGUUUCAUUUUCAAAACAAGGUCAUACUGACUUUAGUUUGUGUUCCCUGCUCUGUAAAUUGAAAUUGAAUCACACACUGGAGGCUUCUGCAGACUCUAGCACGUUAUUAACAGUGCAGGAGACAGACUGUGCAAUAAAGGAAGUAAACAUUGGAUCUCUCCUUACAGCAAAUGUUUAUGGAGACUGUGUAGGGAUGCAUAAACAACGUAUAUGACUCCUAAGGGCAGAUACUUGAACAGUUAGACUGCAGGGGCACGAUCUAUACACCAAAACCCACUCCAUUAAGCUAAAGAUGUUUUGGUGACUAUAGUAUCCCUUUAGUGAUUCUCAAAGCAAAACUAUACAUUGCUCUGCUGAAAUCAUCAAUAUAUUUAUAGGUUAAAAUAUAUAAUUACAUGAAAAUUGCAUGUUUCUCCACUAAGAUGGAAGCAGGAAAUGAAUGUGUUCACCUGCAUGUACAAUGAUCUGCCUCAAAUUAAUGCUCACAGCAAUCUACUUAGCUUACACUUGCUCCCAAAUGGAAGGAGCAAAUACUGUGAUUGCAUGGAUUCCUGGCUUUUCUUGUGUCCCAAGGACAUGUGUGAAGGAUACUACAUUACGGUAUCAAAUGAAGUGUCUUCUGUUGUAAUAGUCUUCAGAACCUACACCCUGAAGUACGGUCAACUUUGUAUUUUGUAUUUUUGGGGUGUGUGUAUGUGUGUGUGCAUAUGUGUAUGUAUAUAUAUAUAUGUGUGUGUGUGUGUGUAUAUAUAUAUAAUUUUUAAAGCUCUAAUGACUUUCUUACAAGUUUCUUGCCAAUAUGUUUUAAAGGGGCACUCUAAGGACCAUGACCAUACGGAGCACUGUCGGAAGCCACUGGCACCAUCCCACAGUAAUUGGUCACCUACCUGGAUUCUUGCAGCCCUUCUAGUCUUCUGUUAUGUUGCAAACAUGGAGGUUCCUCUCCAGCUUUAUAGAUUAAAAAGAUUAUUAAAUAUGCGAUAUAUAUAUAUAUAUAUAUAUAUAUAUAUAUAUAUAUAUAUAUAUAUAAUUCAUUCCCCCCCCCCCACCCCCCUGCAAUUUUAGAUAUCAUUCAUAGGCUGGAAGUGUCAGCUGAUAUCACAGAAGUAUAGAACCACAGGCACCUGAUAAACUUAGGGCAGUGUGGGAGGGGUCUUCUGACACCAUAAUCACUACAGCCUACUGGAGUUGUUGUGCUGCCUAGAAUGCAAUUUUAAGAUGCAGAUAUUUAUAGAAAUAUUCUUUUGAGAACUUUGCUGUGUAUAUUAAUAUUGUCUUUUAUUUAGGUAACAAAAGAUGUUAUCAGAGAGUUUGCAGCAGAUGGUGUCAAAUAUUUAGAAUUAAGAAGCACACCUAGAGAGUCUCCUUCAGGUACAACAAAUAAUGUUUACUUGUACACAUGUACUGCACAUACAGUUGUUCCUCUAUUUAACAGGAUGUUAUUAUAGUCAAUCAAACAGAUUUGCUUGCCUACAUUAGGAUAGACUUUGGGCACAACGUAUGCAUUGUCACAGUAGCUGCCCAUUCUUGUGUCACUUGUGAUUCUGGACGCUGUAUCAAAGUGCCCAAGUAUAAUAUUUGUGCGCAGUAAUUACUCAAAUGGUGUAAAUGUCAAAAUAUGUUUUUUAACUUAUUCUGGUACAAGCCAGUGGUCUGUCUUGUACCCAGUACAGUGUCCCUAGAUGGUUGUGAUAGUUUGACUUGUCUUGACCUUCCUGUUGUAUCAUCUGUCUUGGUUCUGUCUCAAUGUCUGCUUGUACUUUGUCUAUUUUCUUGUCUCUUUUUGCAUCAAGCCCAGCCACACCAAGGAUCAGUAAUGUGUCUCCUAUUCUGUACAUCUGUUAUUACUAGCUAAGUUGGUUUAAAUACUGCGUGCUGGGCUACCUCUGAAUCAUGACACACAACCUGCUUGUAGAGUAACAUAGCAGCUGGGGGUUAUCUACCUCUGAUCAACCUCCAUAUUUUAUAACUCACAUCGAUUUGGAUAGGAAACUAGAGUAAUCUAAAUAAAUGUUUAUGUAAGAAGCCUUAAUAUGUGGUUGUUUUGUAAACUUGUGUUGCUUUUUACAGGCAUGAACAAAAGAACAUAUGUGGAAACUGUACUUGAAGGGAUCAGACAAUGCAAAGAAGAGGAGUUAGAUAUUGAUGUCCGGUACUUACACUUUUUAUUUAUUUAUUUAUUUAUUUAUUUAUUUUAGGAGCUAUUUUAGGCAUCAAAACAACUUUAGCUUAAAGGACCACUAUAGUGCCCUGAGGGUGCCUACACCCUCAGGGUCCCCCUCCCGCCGGGCUUUAGGGGGUAGAAAGGGUUAAACUUACCUCUUUCUCCAGCGCCGGGCGGGGGACUCUCCUCCUCCUCCUCCUUUCCUCCCUCUUCUUCCGUCACCGGCUGAAUGCGCAUGCGCCGCAAGAGCCGUGCGCGCAUUCAGCCAGUCCAUAGGAAAGCAUUCUCAAAGCUUUCCUAUGGACGCUGGCGUCUUCUCACUGUGAAAAUCACAGUGAGAAGCGCGGAAGCCCUCUAGCGGCUGUCAAUGAGACAGCCACUAGAGGCUGGAUUAUCCCAUAGGUAAACAUAGCAGUUUCUGUGAAACUGCUAUGUUUACAGAAAAAAAGGGUUAAUCCUAGAUGGACCUGGCACCCAAACCACUUCAUUAAGCUGAAGUGGUCUGGGUGCCUAUAGUGGUUCUUUAAUGAAGCAGUUCUGGUGCACACCUUUACUGACAGUGACUCACACAGCCUGCAUGAACAAAUUGGUUUCAUUUUCAGUCAUAUCUCUCUUACUUUAGAGGUUUUUACCUCCUGCUCUGUAACUUGAAGUAUAAUUAAACCGUGAGACUGUAGGAGCAUGAUCUAUACACCAAAGUACCUCUUAAAGCUAAAGUUGUUUUGGUGCCUAUAUGAUCCCUUUAAGUAACAUGUACAAAUAGUACAAAUUCAUUGCAAAAGGACAAGGACAAAAACUAAAUUCUUCCUCCUCAGUACCUGUUGUAAAAAUAAACUUGCAACUACCAUAGUUUAUUGUGGGCCCUGUCACGCGUUACGACUUCUCUGAAAUUUUGAGGGCACAUUAAUGGUGUUUACAAAAAUAUGCACAAAAAGGCCAUGGAUGGAAAAUACACAUUUAUUUUUUUUUUCUUCCGAAAAUAGCAAAUUUAGAGUUUCUUUUGGAGCGUUGACUUUGCAUUGCUGCUUUUGGCCACACAUCUUCCACUUCAUUCAAAUCUCUUUUUUGUUUUGCUAAAAAAAAAUUGUAAAAAAUGCAGCUUUCUACAACAUAACCGUUACUUCUUCUUCACCAACGGCCAAUCACAGCCCUCUUAUUAUCUGCCCAGGCCAGGUCUUGGCAUAAAAGGAGCCACAUUAGGCUCUAUAACCAUUUUAAUAUUAUUAAUUUGGUUAUAAUGCCUUGAGUCUCUGUUUCAUCAAUACGGUUGGCGGGAAGGUACAGUGAUCACCUAGUUCCUACAUGUUUCGUAGGACUGCUACUACCUCAUAUACUGGCGAUAACUGUUUUCAGCCACAUACUCUGAUCAGCCACAACUUUAAAACCACUGACCGGUGAAGUGCUACGCGAUUAUUAUUGUCCGCUGCUCUUCCUCACAAAAUAAUAUUAUGUCGGUUUCUGCGGGGCAAGAUUCCGUACUCCUUUGAGGAGUACAUUCUACUAAGAACCCACUUGGUCCUCACUUCAAUGCCGCCAGUCUCUUAAUUAUGUCACACAACAGCUGCAGACGGACAGAAUGGAAUACAGAUGAGGAGCACCUAGGUCCCUCGUUGUAACUUCUAAUGGGACUGUUCAUAAAUUCUCUACCAGAGACGCAUCCAUUUUUCUUAAGGCUCUGGAACUCUGUAUAUAGUACAGCAGCAGCCAAUCAAUCUACUUCACAUACCUUAGCUACCAUUUAGAUCAGGCUUCUCCAAACUCCGGCCCACCAGAUGGUACUGAACUACAACUCCCAUGAUUCUCAGCCUAUGUAUUUCAUUCAUAGAAUCAUGGGAGUUGUAGUUCAGCAACAUCUGGAGGGCCGGAGUUUGGGGAAGCCUGAUUUAGAUUAUAGAAGGGUUAUAAUAUUUGCUAUUGUAAAAUAACUUUUAUCAACACAGACCUCCAUUCUCUUGUCAUACCUUGGCCACUGGCUAGAAUCAUUUUGCCAUUCUUAUUAUAUUAAAAUAAAACAGGGAUAGAACUCAUGGCGUACAUCCUUUGGCAUAUCGUGUAAUACUCCUUUUGCUUUUAUUGAAACAUGGAUAAACUUUUAAAAUUAUAAAUACAAAUACUUUUAAAGCUUCUCCAACAAUACAUAUAAUUUAAUACAAACAUACAAAAUUAAAGGACCACUAUAGUGCCCUGAGGGUGCCCCCACCCUCAGGGUCCCCCUCCCGCCCGGCUCUGGAAGGGGGAAAGGGGUAAAAACUUACCUUUUACCAGCGCUGGGCGGGGAGCUCUUCUCCUCCGAUCCUCCCCGUCGGCUGAAUGCGCAGGAUUUGGGGGAAGGCUUAACCCAUUCAUAAACAAGAAUGGGUUAACCCUAGCUGGACCUGGCACCCAGACCACUUCAUUAAGCUGAAGUGGUCUGGGUGCCUAGAGUGGUCCUUUAAGCCAUGCGCUCAAACUCCCACUGCUCCUGGGCAGCAGCAAUGACCAUGGUACACAUCAGCCCCAAUACAUUUAAUAAAAACAAAAAAAAAUGUACUUGCACACUAUCCCAAAUCCUUAUGCACAUUUAAAUAACUGGAGUAUUUUUAGUAUCACCCCAAUGGCCUUUCAAUUCUAAGCUCACCUGCCACUCAUUUGAGACCUAAUGUUGCUGUUAAUUUUAUGAUUUCUUAAUAAAUCCGCUAUCCUAUUUGCUUUGAGUGCCUGGAUCACAUUGCUUUUCCUACUUAUAAAAGGUUAAGUGAACGUCAUAAUAUGCUAUGUCACUUUCUGGUCAGGACAGAGCUCACUGUAGAAACCGCAAAGCCUUUUAUUGACUUGUUCUACGCUAAACCAUUGCCAACUGAGUGGUCCAAAAUUCUCACUUGUUGUUUUUAAGUUGUUAAUCGUUUAUUUUACCAUUAUAACAAUAGUGUAUUAUGUGAGAUUUUCUCGCGGGACAUACAAUGAAAACAGUUUAUAGCAGUGUUGGUAAAGGAUAAUUGCAGGGUAUACUUGCAGACUUGUGCGAUCUAUUCGUAUUAUGUGUCGUUUUGUUUUUCUCCAGAUUUUUAUUGGCAAUCGAUAGAAGGGGAGGCUCUACAGUAGCCAAGCAAACUGUCAAACUUGCUGAAGAUUUUUUCAGUUCAUCUAAUGGAUUGGUUCUGGGUUUGGAUCUCAGUGGUGACCCAACUGUGAGUUUUACAUCUCUGCUCUUUCAUUCCUUAAAUGACUUACUUGUAUGCAUGAUGAAUGUGCUAUUGUUUGUUCAACCUCAGUAGACAAUAGCGGUUCCUUCACAUACAAAGUGAUUAAGAAAAACAAAACACACAGACAUAGAUUUUCAAUGUUAAGUGGAACUGCUUCUAAUUGAAAUUGUAUGGGACACGCUCUUGUAUUUUGAGGGAUUACCUUCCCAAAGCAUUCUUAAAUUCUAAAUCAAAUAUUUUUUGUUUUAAAAGUAUUCUCAAAAUUUUUUUAUAAGAUGCUCAACUUGCACUUAAACAUAGGGUAAAACAGCAUUUUUUUAUUUAUUUUGUUUAGAUAAAUGAAAAUAAAUUUGUAUAACAAUGAUGCGUCAUUACCAGAUCCAUCCUUAAAGAAAUAUUGAAGAGAAGUGGCAUGUUUAUAAAACCAUGUAUUUAAAAAUGCAUAUAUCUAAUUUGUAGAUAUAUAUCCAGAUGUAAACUGCAAAUAGUGCUACCUUAGUGCUUAUCAUCACUUACUGUUGUUGUGUGACUUUAGAACAAAACUGGCUUUAUCUACUGUGUCCCAUCUGUUGUUGGAUAUAUGCAUUAGUGAGAUAACCUAUACUACUUGAUGUUUGAGUGUGCUAGCUGAACUUUGGGUAUAGAUAUAUUCUUAGUAAUUCGAAAAGCCCUCUGAAAGAAAGAAUUAAUAUAAUUUGAAUGUGAUAGAAAUAGACUCCAACAUUUAUUAUGUUUUAUUUUACUCUGUUGUUCUUUGGCAGAUAUGCCAUCUGUAAGGUUUUGCAGAGGCUAUUUGCACUUAAGAAAAAGCUGUUACAUGCAAAGAAAUGACAGUACUUCAUUCACCCGCCCCAGUAAAUGCUACUGCAGCAUAUACCAGGGUAAAUAAAGCAGUGGAGGUAAGUAUCAAAAACGUACUCUGUGCAUUUCUGCAUUGUGGGCUUCUGUGCUGGACCAUGAUGCUUUGGGUGCACCCAUGUGCACUUUGACAUCAUUGAAAAUAAUUGUGUACAAGCACAUGCACACUUGGCAAUGCGGACGGCACUGCAAGAUUUAACUAAUUUAAAUGCGUAGCAUGGUUGUUACCCGGCACGGUAUGUAAAUUGCAAUAAUUUUGUAAAUAAUUAAAUUAAAAUAAAUAAAACUUUCAGGUAUUUGUUUGGUUGUGCUAAAAUCUGUGAAGUGGCAGGUUCUUUUCAACAGCACAUAAUGAGUAGCUAAUCAAUAUAAAGAAUAAAAGUAACAUUGAUGGCCAUAUUUGUUUUUUGUCUGCUUGAACUUAGAGCUAUUUAGAUGUGAACUAAGGGGAAAAAAAAAAUCACAUAUAGAAAUUUUACAAACUAAAAACAAGCAUACAAACCAUACAUAAAGAUAAACACAAAAAGAAUUCAGCGCUAGUAAUCACAAAAUUAGUCAAGGUAGGCAGCAACCCAAAUGAAGGAAAACCCCUCGGGUCCUUCGGUGGAUAGAAACAAAAAGAUAUGGAAGGGCUGCGCCAAAUAAGGGUAGAUAGUCCAGUAAAGUAUUGCUAGGGUGCCAAUAGAUGGUCUAGGAUACUUGAUAGAGUUCCUCUGUGGAUGCGUCUGGUGUAGACCGUUCCGUAUAUGUAAAUACAAGAGAGGUAGAGGCGACUAAUGGUAUAGUAUGAAAGUUCAGGGUGUGAUAGGUAACAAAAAGUAAAGAACUCACAUUCAAGAGAGCUAUGGCCAGCUCUGGUGUGGAUUGCGUACAGCGGUAUAAUCCCCGCUUAUGGGAUAUGUAGGGAGGGGGUCUCCGUCAACACCGUCUGGUAGUCCAGAACUCGGAAAAGAAAGACAGAAAGCAACAAUAGUGCUCUCAAUUUUGAUGUGGUUCAAUGUGCAGAUAAGAGGUAAAAAACUCACAUUUGAGGGAGCUAUGGCCAGCUCUGGUGUGGAUAGCGUACAGCGGUAUAAUCCCCGCUUAUAGGAUAUGUAGCGGCGAUACGUCCGUCAGCACCGUCUGGUGAUCCAAGGCUCCAAUAUAGAAGAAUAAAAAGCAGCAAUAGUGCUCUCAAUUGUGAUAGGUUAAGAGAGUAGUAGAGAAAAUAAAAUAAUACUCACAAAGAUAGAGCAGAGGUACUGCUCUAUGGAUAGGCGCCGGUGGUAUGAUCCCCACCUAAGAUUUCUUGGAGUACUGGAACUUUAAAAUUGCCAGUGGAAGUAAAAGUAACCAGGAAAGGUUAAAAUGCCAGGAAUAGGUAAAAACAAAAGUUGUUUAAAGUGCAUAAAGAGUGCAAUAAAAAGAGGAUUGGUACAAUAAAGUAGCCAAAAAACUUUUAUUGAUCUAAAAUACACAGUAAAAUACAGAAUUAAUAACCAUAAACGCGUUUCACCAUAAGUGGCUUCUUCAGAAUGGGAUAAAAGUAGUAACCUGGCAGGAGUUGUUUAAAUAGGGCUAUGUUAAUUUGAAAAUUGCGCCAAAAGUGUAAUUGGCCAAUCAGAGACAAUUUUUAAAAUCACUUUUCAAAAUUAGGAUUCAAGAGUAUGGGAGUGAUGUUAUAAAGGUGAUGAGUCCAUUUAAAUUAUUUAAAUGUGAAAACUAGAGUGAGAAAGUUGUUUUUAAAGAGAAAGAAAGGAAGAAAAAAAAAAAAAGUUGUUUGAUUAAAGUUCAAAAAAAAAAGUUUGAUUAAAGUUCAUUAAAAGAACAAAAAAAAAAAUAGAUGGUUUAAAGGUACAGAGAUACAGAGAUAUAUGUAAAUGGAGUAUGCAUGAAAAGGGGGUAAUAUAAUUCCAAACAUAAUGAUUUAAAUAGGGGUUAUAUUAUACCCCAGAGUAAUAAUACAGAUGUUAAAUGAAAAUAAUAGAUAAAAUGAAAAUAAAAUUAAAUAAAAGAUAACACAGAAUACAAGAUACAUAAAUGGAAAGGCAUAGAUGAAAAAAUAAAACUUAAAAGAUUAUUAUUAUUAUGAGGGUUGGUUAGGUCCAGACAUAAAGAAUAAAAGCAUGAAGAUAAGGGUUGUGUAUAGGAAUUUAAAUAAAAUUAAACAGGUCAAAAUCAACAUUUAAACCAGAUGGGGUAAGAGUUUUGAGAUUAAAAACCCAUUCCAUCUCAGCUUUACCUAAUAUGUUCUUAAUGUUACCACCUCUCCAUGGUAUUAUACAUUUUUUUAUGCCGAUGCAUUUAAGGUGUCUUAUGUCGUUGUUAUGUGUACAAAAGUGUUUGGAGACUGAGUGAUUCAGGUAGCCUUUUUUGAUAUUUCUACAGUGUUCACUCAGUCUCACUUUAAGACUUCUUGUGGUCAUCCCUACAUACUGGAGACCCAUACAUGUCUGUUAGUCCACCCAUUGUACAGCGCUACGGAAUCUGAUGGCGCUAUAUGAAUAAUAAUAGUAUUAAUUGGAUUACAAACAGGGGUCAAAGGGCUCAGAGAACCAGCAGUCGUGACCAUUGAUUCUAAUAAUGUCCACAGGGACAUCCUGUGCUCUCAGUCUAACACACUGGGCUUGUGGAAGAUAUGUGAUUUUGAUGACCGUCCCAAAGAUAGCAAGCUAUGUCAUGGCAUAGUGCACUGUUACUGGAUACAGGUUGCAUCUUCUUGUAGACUGGGUUAAAAAAAAUAUAUAUAUAUUUUCCAACAAUGACCAUGUGAUUGUCUGCUUUUAAUGCCUUAAGUAGCAAGACUGCUGUCUUUAAUAAAUCAAGUGCUACUGAAGAGUAAUGUCCUCCUUUUAGCUCAUGAAAUCAGGCAAAAUAUAAAAAAGCCAAAAAACACUUUUUUUCCAUUGACUGUUUUGUUAAAUAGUACUGGGGCCUAAAUGAUCAUUUACUAUAAGGUAUGUUUCAUUAGCCAUCUGGAUAGUAUGGAUUAAUUUGUACUGAAAGUCAGAUAUAUUUAUGUUCUGGAAAAUCAAAAUUAGAAACCGCUUCUGAUACAUGAAGUUCCACCAUUGUAAAUGCAGAUGUUUGGAUGCCUAACAUGCAAUCAUAGCUUUAAAUGAACAGGAUAGAUAGAAUAAAACCUAAGCAAACUAUAGAAAUAAGCUGAUGUUUGUUCCAAAUUAAGUGCCGUUCUAGACGAUCGCUCUGCUGUUCGUCCCCCAGCUAAUCUUACCGUACACUGUUUGUUUGUUUUGUGGUUUUCUCUAGUAUGGAGUGUCUCUUACGGCAAUGCCUUUCUGACACUUGGAUAGGGGUCAUAGGGUGCAUGUCAGGAAGCCUGUUUGUUUGCUGGUGAAAUCAGAGAUUAUUUCCACUAACUCUAUUUAAACUGAUGCCACCAUGAACCGCCUUGUAAUGACACAGAGCUUUAAUGAACACCACUGUAAUAUUCAUACAUUGCCCAAUGUGUCAAACAUGAUAGUUACAUGGGCUGAAAAGAGAUGUGUCCAUCAAGUUCAGCCUUCCUCACAUAUGUUUUUGCUGUUGAUCCAAAAGAAGGCAAAAAAACCCAGUCUGAAGCGCUUCCAAUUUUGCAACAAACUAGGAAAAAAUUCCUUCUUGACCCCAAAAUAGCAGUCAGAUGUCUCCUUGGAUCAAUCAGCUAUUACCCACUAAUUAGAAAUUAUAUCCCUGUAUGUUAUGUUUUUGUAAGUAUUUAUCCAAUUUCAGUUUAAACAUAUGUAUGGACUCUGACAAAACCACCUCUUCAGGCAGAGAAUUCCAUAUCCUUAUUGUUCUUACUGUAAAAAAACCUUUUCUUUGUCUUAGAUGAAAUCUCCUUUCUUCCAGCCUAAAUGUGUGACCUCGUGUCCUAUGUAUAGCCCUGUUUAUGAAUAGAUUUCCAGAUAAAGGUUUGUACUGGCCCCGAAUAUAUUUGUAUAAUGUUAUCAUAUCCCCUCUCAGGCGCCGUUUUUCCAAACUAAACAGAUUUAAUUUUUUUAACCUUUUUUCAUAACUAAAAUGCUCCAUUCCUUUUAUCAAUUUUGUAGCUCGUCUCUGGACCCUCUCCAGUGCCAUGAUAUCCUUCUUUAGAACAGGCGCCCAAAAUUGCACAGCAUAUUCAAGGUUUGGUCUUACCAGCGAUUUAUAAAGAGGCAAAAUUAUAUUUUCAUCCUGAGAAUUUAUGCCCCUAUUUAUACAUGACAAAACCUUACUGACCUUAGCAACUGCAGAUUGACAUUGCAUAUUGCUGCCUAAUUUGUGGUCUAUAACAAUUCCCAAAUCCUUCUCGUGUGUGGUUAUCCCUAAUUCAAUACCAUUUAGGAUGUAAGCUGCUCAUGCAUUCUUGACCCCGAGGUGCAUCUGCCAUUUUAGUGCCCAGUCCCCCAAUGUAUCUAAAUCCCUCUGCAGCAAAGCAAUAACCUGCUCACAUUUUAUUACUUUACAAAGGUUUGUGUCAUCUGCAAACACUAAAACAUGGCUUUUAGUGCCUACUGCAAGAUCAUUUAUAAAUAUGUUACAUAGAAGCAGUCCCAAAACAGAACCCUGAGGGACACCACUUACCAUUUUUGUCCAGCUUGAAAACGUACCAUUAAGAACAACUCGUUGUACUCUAUCGUUAAGCCAAUGUUUUAUCCAAGAACAAGAAUAUUCAUCUAGACCAAUUUAUUUUAGUUUGAAGACUAACCUAAUGUGGGGAACCGUAUCAAAUGCCUUGGCAAAAUCCAAGUAGAUCACAUCCACUUCAACACCCUGAUCUAUACUGCUACUUACUUAUAGUUAAGUUAAGCUCACAGGUCUAUAAUUUCCAGGCAAGGAUUUUGAACCCUUUUUAAAUAUAUGAACGACAUCUGCCUUCCUCCAAUCCUCCGGUACAAUACCAAAGCAAAAGAAUCUUGAAAGAUUAAAUACAGAGGUUCACUUAUUUCCCCACUUAGAUCUUUAAGUACUCAUGGGUGAAUACCGUCAGGCCCUAGGGUUUUAUUUACCUUAAUUUUCUUUAACUGCUGUAGCACCUUGUCUCGAGUCAUCCAAUCACAAGUUUUUUGCAGCAAUCAUUUGCAUAUCAUAUUGGCAUAGGAUCCUCAUUAAUAUAUACUGAAGAAAAAUAGUUAUUUAAAAUGUCUGCCUUUUCCUGGUCUUCAUGUUGGGUACCCUUGACAUCAGAAGAGGCUAAUAAUAUUUUCCGUCUUUUCGGAGAUGAUUCAUACUUCUUUGUGUGGGUUUGAUGUAUAACUUAAAGGGACACUGCAGACUCCAAAACCACCUAAAGGGACACCAUAGGCACUCAGAAAAUUUCAGCUCAUUGAAGUGGUCUGGGUGCAUAUUCCCAGGUCCCUUAACCCAGCAAAGGUAAUUAUUGCAGUUUUUACGAAAGUCCCCACUAUAAUGGGCUUUAAAGCCGUUGCGGCGGCAUAGAAUGCCGAAAUGGCUUAAGCUCCCAGGAGCUCAGCGGUAUUCACCUCUGCCACGAUCCUCUUCGGGAGGACUGCCUGACAGCCCAGGCAGCCCUUCCCCUGGCAAAUAUGGCCCCCUAUAGCUGGCUGUGGAUCUGCCAGCAGGGGGACUGUCUGAGCUCAGACAGUACCCCACUGGUGGGUAGUGUAAAAAUAAACAUGUUUAAAAUUAAUUAAAAGUGUGUGUGUAUGUAUAUAUAUAUAUAUGUAUAAUUACAAUAAUAAAUAAAAUAAUAUAAAAUAUUAAAACAUUUUUUUUAAUGAAUUAUAGAUACAUAUGUAAUUUCAUUCUAACUGUAUUUUGUUAUUAAUAUAUAUAUAUAUAUAUAUAUAUAUAUAUAUAUAUAUAUAUAUAUAUAUAUAUAUAUAUAUAUAUAUAUAUAUAUAUCACAAUAGUUUCUGGAACUCAUCCCAUAACAAAAGCAUUAAUUCAUGACCAGGUGCCUCUCCGUGCAAAAUAUACAAAUAGAACAAAUUGAGAGCACUCAUUGGAUUUAGUAAACAAAUAAAUAAAUAUAUUAAAUCAACGUUUCGACCGCUAGACGGUCGAAACAUUGAUUUAUAUGCGUUUGAUUUAAUAUAUUUUUUUGUUUACUAAAUCCAAUGAGUGCUCUCAAUUUGAGAUAUAUAAUAUAUAUAUAUAUAUUAUAUAUCUCAAAUUGAGAGCACUCAUUGGAUUUAGUAAACAAAAAAAUACAGUAAACUAAAUGGUUAUGUUGCCUUUGAGACCGUAUGGUAGCCCAGGAAUAAGAAUUAAUCCCAUGAUGGCAUACCAUUUGCAAAAGUAGGGAACCCAAGGUAUUGCAAAUGGGGUAUGUCCAGUCAUUUUUAGUAGCCACUUAGUCACAAUCACCUUCCAAAUAUUUGUUCUUUGCUUUUUUAACACAAAAACGAAUAUGAACGCUAACUUUGGCCAGUGUUUGUGACUAAGUGGCUACUACAAAAGACUGGACAUACCCCACUUGCAAUACCUUGGGUAGUCUACUUUUGCAAAUAGUAUGCCAUCAUGGGGAUAAAUCUCAUUCCUGGGCUAACACACCGUCUCAAAGGUAACAUUACUAAUCUGGCAAAUUUUAAAGUGAAAAAAAAUGAAAGAUUUUAUGUCCUAUAUUUGACCUUUUAACUUAACAACUGUUAAUCGUGGCUACUGUACUCGUGAGACUUUGCUGAAUCCAAAUAUGUGCUUUUUUUGCAGUAAAAGCCAACAGUAUUAUGACAUUUACAGCUGAAAUGUGAGGCGGAACUACACAUUUUAAAUUUUUUUUUUUAAAUUUCUCAGUUUUUUUUAAAAUUUUAUUCAUAAUAAAUUGUUUCAUAUAUAAAUAUUUGAUAUGAAAUGAAAGCCCUGUUUCUCCUGAAUAAACUGAUAUAUAAUAAGUGUGGGUGCAUAUAAUAUGAAAGAUGUGAAUUACGGUUGAACAGACAUAUAGCGCAAAUUCCAGUUUUUGUUUACAUUUUGUUUUGAUCAGAACGUGUACUAUUGACUCUGUCCUGAAGAGGUUAAGUUGAUAUUUUAUGGCCAUAUAGCAAAACAAAUGUACCCUUCCUACACCAGCAGAGGGCAGCUAAGCCCCAAUGCAGAAUGCUGUGAAUACUUUUAGAUUUUUUUUUUACCAAUCUGUGAUAGGAACAUUCAGUAACUUUCAUGGAAAAAUAAAUAAAUAAACUUCUUACAAUUUUACAAUCAAGGAAGAUGACAUAAUGAAUAUGAAGAGAUUACUAAUAGAAAAAAAAAGAUAGAUCUUUUUCUUUCUGGAUCACCAUUUUAAAUAACACACAAGCAUUAUUAACCUAACCUCAUCUCUUGAGUAUCUUUCACUAAAUUGAGCAUGCACAUGCUUUUGGUAAUAUUGUUAAACCUAAGCCCCAUGUCCUAUUGACUUUAUGACUUAUAACAAGAGGUGUGAAGACAAUGUUUAAACAAGUAAGGUCAAGAUGUACUGCACUUUUUUUAUUUUUAUUUUUUUAUUUUUAUUUUUUAAAGAAAACAAGCUUAUUCACAUUAGGUCAAUACAUUAAUAGUAAGGUCAUAGAAACAUGCAAAAUGCAAGUAGCUUCAACUAGAGGCAGAUAAAGUAAACAACCAGGCUUAUUGUAAGAGAUUAUUAUAGAGUCAUAAACUUAGGUUACAGGUCUUUGUUGCAACUGGGUUCCCGCAUCACGAAUAGGGAGCAGACUUUACCCUUGGUAUAUGGAUGUGAACACGUUUUGCAUGGCAAAUGGCGUCUAUUAAUCUCUGAUAGUGUUCAGCAUGUGGACCCAUUUGCAGCGAGGGGAGCGUGGUCAGCCUACCCCACUAGUCGGCAGGUGCAGGGUGUACAUUGAGAGUUCACUUGGGUUCUGCUUCCCCAUCACGGUCUCGUGCCGGAGUAAGUGUGCUGGCAUCAUGUGGGUAGGGUACCUCGGGUGCAAAGUGCCGGUUCCGUGCUCAGGUGAGAGUUUCUUCCGCCCCUUGGCCCACAGAGGGGUCCCCUCUGUGUGUCUGCUGAUUCGGGUGCUCCUGGUGGUCGGGUUCUUUACUCCCCGGGAGUGGGCAGAGGCUCGGAGUGGUGCAGAGCGCCGUCUGUGUUUGCGUGUCCGUGCCCGUUGUUGCUGGGUUGGGACAGCUCUGCGAGUGGCUCUUGGUCCCAGCAGAUAGGGAGCUUUGUGGGGAGGCUUUUGGGCGCUUGGAUCGCCCUGCUUGGGUUCCUGCUGUGCCAGCUUUGCGGCAUGAGUGGUAGAUGGCUGUGGUUGCUUGCCGAGGCGAUGCCAGAACUUCUGGCAGAAUGCCUCAAACUUGGCAUUAAACGCUUCUCUCCACUGCCGGAUCUCCAGGGUGUUCGCUGCUGCAGCCAUCUUGUCUUCGCCACGUGGCAUUCUGGGCUUCGUCCGCAUUCCAGAUGGAUGGUAAGUCUUGGUUCCCAGUGGGGGCCAGGAUAAGCCCCGCCGGCCCAAGGGGGGAGGGGGGGGACAGGGCUCCUGAAGUGAAGCACCACGUGCAAAGCACCCCCUCGGGAGAUCGGCCGCCUCUCGCCACGGUCCGUGUCUGCCUAGGUAGGCCUCUGAGCAGAAUAUAGUUGUUGCUUUAGAUAUGGGUCCGGUCCGGACUAAACAGUGCGCUCCCAGCUUGUUUAGUAGUCUGAAUGAAGCUCAGCGUCUCGUUUGGCAGCGUUUUCUAUCAGAAAUAUCUUGUUUUUAGCUCUGUUUAGCAGGAGCCUGGUGUCCAAGCCGGCUUGGACACCAGGCUCCACCCCCUAUUUCAAUUGUUUUAAUCCUAUUUUUCUUACAAAUCUCAAUGGAAAUGCUUUUCUGUUACAUUGGAGCCUCUCUACUGUUUUCCCUUAAUACAUCUCUUAUCCAGACAAAACGUCAUUCGUAAUUCCUAAUGAUAACCUGGUUGGAUGGAAACCUCCGCCAUUUUCUUUUUUAUCCUGAAAACCAUUUACAAAGACCAUUGUGCACUUACCAUGAUAGAAACAAAUUGAAGAUUAUAUUAGCUUUAGUGUACUAAUAAUCUUAAUUUUAGUAAUGACAGGAGGCGAAUAUUUGCAUAUCUUUCUUUACUGAAAACUCCAGCAGCAUAGAAACAUAACAACCAAUCAGAAAAAAGUUAUGAUGCCCAUAAAAGGCCCUGUCUAUGACAUCACUUCCUCUUUCUUUGAAGCGAAACAAUAAAUAACAACAAGAGACAUAAUCAUAUUACGUCAACAGUUCAACAACAUAUUAGAAUAUCCAACUCCAUUAGUUCCGCGAUGCAGAGGUAUGGAAGGUGAAUCUUUGUCUCGAUGAGAAGACGUUCACGCUGCAAGAAAAAGAAAAAGGUGAAAGGUAUCUGGCGUGAUAACUUGUCCGCAUACAAUAAGCAUUAAGCAUCUGAUAUACCAACGAACAUUAGAAUGUGAACAUAUUAAUAUAUAUUUAUUCUAACGCAAUGAUAUUAAGAAUCUAUAAACACAACAUAAUGCAAGGUUCAUGUCUAAUAUUCAGCCAAUACAAGACCCACAAGAUACAGGUCUAAGUAGCAAACAUACAAACCAUACGUACUUACCUUCCUGAACAUAAAGGACAUAUUCUGUUCAACACGAGAAACAUGGGAGGGAUCCUAUAGGGUGGGAAAUAUUCGCCUCCUGUCAUUACUAAAAUUAAGAUUAUUAGUACACUAAAGCUAAUAUAAUCUUCAAUUUUACCACAUGACAGGAGGCUUCAUAUUUGCAUUUUUAAAGCUUUGAAUUGACCAAUGUGAAGGAAGCAUGAGAUGUUUGCCGAAAAUAGAACGUUCUAAACGUACUCUCUCUCGCUCAGUCCGCGCAGUGUAUAAUGUCGGCUAGGGAAGCGUCGGCCGAAAAGGUUUGUGAGGCCGCCGCUCCCCUGACCGAGUGGGCUCCGAAACAAGGUUCGACGCUAAAGACAAAAACCAGCGGACCCAUCUGGCCAGUGUUGUGGUAGGUACCGGUCCAUGAGGGUUCACGUAAGAAGUCAGACGGUGAUCCGUCGAAUGAGUUCGAAGGGGGUAGUGUACCCCCAUUAGCGUUCUGACCACGCAUAGUGUGGCGUCUGACACAAAGCAUGGGUAUGACACUGAAGACGAAUCAGACUUAGUUCGUCUCGACAUGGUAAAGGUAACCCCGUCUGGUGUGAGAGAGAAACCAUCCAUAUCGCAAGCCCUAACGUCCGCCACCGUCUAAAUGAGGCGAGGCAUAAUAAGAGGGCUAGUUUGGCUGAAAGUUGCUUCAGUGACAAACAAGGAUUGUCCGGCCAUUCCCUAAGGAAUCUCAGCACCACAUCCACCUGCCAGAGGCGUGAAUAUUUGGGUGCAGGGAUCUCAACAAUUCGGCACCCCGCAGUAGUCGACAAACCAGUGUAUCUUGACCUACUGGUCUGCCCUGUACCGGAACGUGCGCCGCCGAUAUGGCGGAUCUGAUCACGUUGAGGGAUCGAUAUGACCGACCCAACGAGACCAGGUGUGACAGAUAGUUGAGGAUCAGUGGGACAGGUGCGGUAAAGGGAUCGGAAUCCCUUUCCACACACCAAUCACUCCAGGCCGACCAGGCAUAAAUAUAGCCUUUCCUGGUGCCGGGAGCCUAUGAGUCCCAUAGGAGGUCUUAGUUGAUGCAAUAGGUCGUGAACUGACCAGGAGCCCCUGAAACCGUCCAGGCAACUAGUGCCAGUUGUCCUUCCAUGACAAGGGAGUGGGCUUCCCCUCGAGGUCCCGUCAGAAGUAGAGGGAAGGUAGGGAGUAGUAGAGGGUCUUCGCGCGACAUCUCCAGGCGAUCCGGGAAAUCACGGUUGGCCCUGCCCGAGGGGUGUCAUGAGCAGGAGCAAUAUCAUGUGGGUGUGUGUAUCGAAGCACCCUUGCUAUUUUGGAGAACGGCUGGGUCACGUUUGCAGGGGUUCAUCCAUCGCCCCGUAUCCGAAGGAAGAGUCAAAGAUCGUUUUGCCAAUCCAAGUUUGUAUGUGAAGUAAUCAUCAUCGAAAUUCCAUCCUCCCUUCCGCUGACAGUGGGAUCCAGUGGUUGUAUGAGUGACCGGUGCGUACGUAUCUCACCAUCAGUCAUAGUGGGCCAGGGAAUAACGCUUGUAUGGAGGAGGAGAGGAGGAGAGGAAUCCCACAAUCCGACAGCUAUCCUUAUAGAGGCGCUCUUUGCCGUAGACGGACGCGGAACGUAGUUCUCCAAGCCGAUGUCGAAACCGAGGAACUGGCCCGAUUCAGAUGGAGAAGCGAUCUUUGUCUGUGUACAACAAAAACCCAUGGAGUCCCGAAAGUGAACGACAAAUUUGUCUGCAAACGUAGCCUGGAUUCGUAAAGAAUCAGCAAGUCUUCCAGGUAUGCGAGGCAUCGCACGCCCAAAUUUACGGAUGUGUGCCCUCACUGGUUACAGUAGGUUCGCGAGCACCACGGAGUCGUAAACUGCCGUGUUUGUCCUCAUCAUUGGAAUCGGAGGAAAACUUCGGCAGUCCAGGGCAACGGGUACUGACAAGCGUGCGUCCUUGAGGUCCAGAUGUGUAAACCAGUCGUUAUCGCCUAGGGGGUCUUGUAGAAGACGAAUUUCCUCCAUCUUGCAGCAUUUGUAUACCAUGUAGGGGUUCCAUUGAUGUAGUCUCCUGGCUUCUUCUUGACCAGGAAAAAUUUGCUGGGGAAGCCUUCCCCUCCGGUGCAUGUUGAAUUGCGCCCCUCCUGAAGAGGGUGCAGAUUUUCUUGUCCACGAGGCGUUCCUGUUCCGCCAGCGUGCGUAAUGGAGGUGAAGGGGCGACCUGCACGGCUGUGAUAAAACUCUAUGACAUAGCCUUAUACUGUCUGGAGAACCCAGGUGACUUUGGUAGUCGUCUCCCAAUUCUGUAAAACAGAGACAGGUUGCCGGUCAUAAUAUUGGAAACAGUUAGUUAGUUAUGUAGGUUGACACACUAGUAGAUGAAGCGGAUGGGUUCCUUUGCAUAGUAGAUGGGAGAAAUAUGAGGACUGUGUAAACGAUCUGGAACCUGUCGCCAAGAAGCGGCUGGUGGCUCGGUUCAGCUACCGACCAGUCCUCCCAGAAACAUCUUUCCCCAUAGGGUUGUGGAAGACUUUUAGCGAGGUCUGGGUUUAAUUUAGUGUGGUGAAUAAAUUCACGUGUUUCUUGAGUACUGCAAUGAACACUACGUCGAAUAGUAGGCCUUGUGCUUUUGGGCCGAAUUCUUGUCGUUCCUAAGUCCAAUAGUGUGUUGUCGAUGCGGCCCAGUACAGAUUUGCGUCUGUCGGCGCAUAGUGCGUCAUUUACGUUGCCCAGGAGGCAUAUCGAGCAUUGAGACCAUUCUUUGGAGGUGGUAGGGUUGAGUUGUGUACCCUGGGGUAACUCGGUCUUGAGGCGUGCGCAUCCUUCCAUCCCCCGAGGGUUGCGCAGCCAAUAGUGUUCGUCCAGGAACGUUCCGUCUUCGGCUACUCUGGUUUAGUGCUGCUACAGUUAUCUCUGCCUCAGCCGCCGUCACAGAGUAAGGUUUCCCUAACGUACUUCGAGGAAGUGUGGGGAAGGUCUUGCCGUUCCAUUUCCUCAGACGGUGAGCUGUCUUCGUGUCGCUCAUCUACCAUGUCCAAAGUACGUGGUGGGUAAUAGUCUUCUUUGUCGGAAGAUUGUGGCGGACGGGGUUUGGAUUCCCGGUGCUCCGCCUAUUUGGUCUGUUCGAUGGGCGUCUUGCCCUUGACCUUAGUGGCAGGGGGGCUGGAGCCCUUCCCUUGCCGUUUUGACUUGAAGGCUUAUGGGCCUGAGGUCUCCAUCAAGCGGUGUGGGGUAGAGUUCAUAACAGAACCUUCUCCACUGAGGCCGUUACUGUGGCGUUUAUCAUUGCCUAGAAAUCUUUGGAACGUUGAGAGUGUCCACCAUGACUCGUUCCUGUCCUGUUGGGAGAUAGUGUGAGGGUCAGCACGUAGGGGUGUUACACUCCUGGUAGAACUGGGGAUCACCCAGGUAAAACGGUUUGAAUUGCCUGCUUUAGUAUGUCUGAGAGUAUGAAUACUCGUGCCAGGUGUAGAGGGGUCACCUGUAUUAGUUUAAUCUGGCUACUGAGAGCCGUGGUGCAGGCGCGACUGACUGGUACUGGUGUCGGUCUGGCUAGCCGGGUUCACCACAAAUGUAUGCCAGAGCUGUAUGCACGGUUUUUAACUAUACAGGCUUAUUAUAUAGGCGCAUGGGGCCUGUCUCCAUAAGGUCUGCAGCCACAGGACCCAUGUCUAUUAGGCUGGGUUCAUCCCAGGUGGUGUGCCAUGGUAACCCAGAGGACACCCAUAUUAUAAUUAUUGGCACCUUACAAGCACUGCAUGCAUAUCUGGGGGUCAUCCCAGGUGGUGUGCCAUGAAAAAUUACCCAGAGGACACCCACGUUCAAUAUGUACACUAGGCACCGUAACUAUACAUAUAUGUAUCCCUGUGAAGGGUACACCACAAUACACUCAGUUUUCUUAGUGAUCCUGCCGUCAAAUCGCAUCCGGCAUGGUACUGUUGCUUUAAUGUAAAACUGACAGGCAGUGUGAUUCCCUUUUAUUCCAAAGGUUUGGUCCUUAAGGGGUUAAACAUCCAAAUAUGUCUGUAGUAAUCAGUGGUAAAGUUGAGGCGUAGGCCUCCGUGCAUAUGAUCGGGGUUCACCCCGGGUGGUGUGCCAUGGUAACCCAGAGGACACCCACAUCAAAGGUAAUGGUCUGUCAGUGACCUUGCAUGCAUAUCUGGGGGGUCACCCCAGGUGGUGUGCCAUGAAAAAAUACCCAGAGGACACCCACAUAAAUUUGCACCGUCAGUUACAGUAAUAUAAUAUGACCCUCUGUAGGGUACAAUAAUAUAAUAUAAUAUGCCCUUUGUAGGGUACAGUAACACAAUAUGCCCUUCGUAGGGUACAGUGAUAUAGUUGAUCUUGUUAUAGGUACAGUAUAUGUUUUGUAUAACGACUGUGAUAUUGUAUGGCUUCACAAUAAUACAUAGAUUGUGUGCCUGCUCAACAUAUAAUCAUCCAGUGUAAGGCACCAUGAGAGAUAUAUCCAUGAGAAUAAAAAAUAAUUGUAUCAAUAAAUGAAUUUGCCCAGAGAGGGGGACCCCUGAAGGGGUUAAUCCAGAUGCAAAGUGCGGUGAUCGGGUGAUUCCUGUAGGGUAUAGUAAUAUAGUAUGACCCUGUGCAGGGUAUAGUAAUAUGGUAUGACCCUGUAUAGGGUAUAGACCCUGAGUAAGGUACAAAGACAUAAUCUCCUUUAAUGCCUGCAUGUAAGUAUUUGUUUGGCAGACACUGUUGGCAGGCACUGUGGCAAAAUACAUCGAAAGAAUACAUGGAGAAAAAACUGAAAUCCAGCCUGCACUCUCCCAUUGUUCACUUGGGAGAGCAUACACUUGUGGAGCCUGGCGGUCGGGUGAGUUUCCGAUCCGCCGAGCGAGCAGGGAAGGCGGCCGUCGGAUAUCUCGCGAGCCGCGAGAUCCAAGAUGGCCGCCGCCCACAUGUGAAGGUGCGCCGCGGAUCGCGGUCGCGCGGUGCAAAACAAAGGGGAUAAAUGCAACACAAACGCUGACCCCAGCCUCCCUCCACCCGUCCCCAUACAGUCCCCUGUGUAAGUGAAAGGGCCGGUCCGCGAGGCGAGCGCGACACGGGUAGUCGUUGCGCCCGCGGAUACCAGGCAGUAAGGUGGAAAUAAAAAGGGGAAAAAAACAGAGGGAUACAGUGAAGGGACAGGAAUAAGGGGGGCCAAGGUAUCAGGUGUUAGCAAUAAAUAGAGUAAUAUAUAGUGGAAUGACAAUCAAAAAAACAGUGUAAAUUAAGAAUCUACCAGAGAGGUAAAAUACUCUGACCUGAUGUAUGGCUGGAGCAGCAAAGAAAGAGGAAGUGAUGUCAUAGACAGGGCCUUUUAUGGGCAUCAUAACUUUUUUCUGAUUGGUUGUUAUGUAUCUAUGCUGCUGGAGUUUUCAGUAAAGAAAGAUAUGCAAAUAUGAAGCCUCCUGUCAUGUGGUAAAAUUGUAGAUAUAGCCUUUACAUGUAGUUUCAUGUUUGUUCUAGAUACAAGACAGAGAGAUUUUUGGUUUUUCUGUUUUACAUUAUUUUGAGCAUAUUGCACAAACACAAAGGAACAUUUGUGACAUUUUACACACAGGGACACUGACACAUAUCCCUGCUGCUCACACAAACACUAACAUGCACAGAUAUUCAUACUACACACACAAACCCUAACAUGCCCAUAUAUUAAUACUGCACACACAAACCCUAACAUGCCCAUAUAUUAAUACUGCACACACAAACACUUACAUGCACAGAUAUUAAUACUGCACACACAAACACUUACAUGCACAGAUAUUAAUACUGCACACACAAACACUUACAUGCACAGAUAUUAAUACUGCACACACAAACACUUACAUGCACAGAUAUUAAUACUGCACACACAAACAAUAACAUGCACAGAUAUUAAUACUGCACACACAAACAAUAACAUGCACAGAUAUUAAUACUGCACACACAAACACUAACAUGCACAUAUAUUAAUACUGCACACGCAAUGACGCAAACACUAACAUGCACAUAUAUUAAUACUGCACACGCAAACACUUACAUGCACAGAUAUUAAUACUGCACACGAAAAAACACUUACAUGCACAGAUAAUAAUACUGCACACACAAACACUUACAUGCACAGAUAUUAAUACUGCACACGCAAACACUUACAUGCACAGAUAAUAAUACUGCACACACAAACACUUACAUGCACAGAUAAUAAUACUGCACACACAAACACUUACAUGCACAGAUAUUAAUACUGCACACACAAACACUUACAUGCACUGCAUAGAUAUUAAUACUGCACACGCAAAUACUAACAUACACAGAUAUUAAUACUGCACACGCAAAGAUGCACAGCUAUUAAUACUGCACACACAAACACUUACAUGCACAGAUAUUCAUACUGCACACACAAACACUUACAUGCACAGAUAUUAAUACUGCACACGCAAACACUUACAUGCACAGAUAAUAAUACUGCACACACAAACACUUACAUGCACAGAUAAUAAUACUGCACACGCAAACACUUACAUGCACAGAUAAUAAUACUGCACACACAAACAAUUACAUGCACAGAUAAUACUGCACACAUAAACACUUACAUGCACAGAUAUUAAUACUGCACACACAAACACUUACAUGCACAGAUAUUAAUACUGCACACGCAAACACUAACAUACACAGAUAUUAAUACUGCACACACAAAGAUGCACAGCUAUUAAUACUGCACAUACAAACACUAACAUGCACAGAUAUUCAUACUGCACACACAAACACUAACAUUCACAGAUAUUCAUACUGUGCACAUAUAUUAAUACUGCACACACAAACACUUACAUGCACAGAUAUUAAUACUGCACACGCAAUGACGCACUUACAUGCACAGAUAUUUAUACUGCACACGCAAACACUAACAUGCACAGAUAUUAAUACUGCACACACAAAGAUGCACAGCUAUUAAUACUGCACAUACAAACCCUAACAUGCACAGAUAUUCAUACUGCACACACAAACACUUGCACAGAUAUUCAUACUGCACAUACAAACACUAACAUGCACACAUAAUAUUGUAUAAAAAUACAGACAUGUUAACACAUCCACAAGCACGCCGAUAUACAGAAGCGCUAACAUACACUGAUCACACUUAUACUCUGACAUUCUGCAUUAUGGGAUGCAUUUACAUGAGAAGUGUAUUUUUGUAUUUAAUCUCCCCCAAUGCUUCUCCCAUCUGUGGCAACAAGGAAUUAACCAAGCACUUCUCCCUUAUACACACCUACCAAGGUGACAAUGAGCAUGUGUCUACAAUGCUUGUGAUAUUCUUGUUGGUCUCCAUACUAAAGAAGUUGGAUUGCAUUUGUCUACAUUACUAUUUCAUUAAUAAACAAGAGGAUUUUUUUAAAUUAAUUUUUUUAAACUAGUUUACCAAAACAUGUGUUGUUUGUUUUUAUUUUUAUUCUUUUUGUUCGUGCAGAUAUUGAACAUGUCAUUUGCACUGCCACAACAGCUGGUGCAAACAAAUUUGCAUUUACAUGUAUUCACAUGGCAUCAAAGACUUUGCACUUUUUUUUUAUAGAGAAAUAAACAGCAUGAUAUCGUAAGCUUCAUAAUAACAUAAGGGAAACAUUAGCUUGGCUCACAGAUUGGCAUCACAAUUUUAGUUAAAGUAGGGAUAAACGUCAUGCAAGAACAUUGCAUUUUAAGACUGAAAACUUGGCUUAGCACCUGACUGUACAUGCUUUUGUUAUUUAAUAUCGUAGGAAAAGAAAAACAAAACACCACUCAGACUCAUCCUGCAUGUUUAACACUAAAUAGGAGAUGGUUGUAGUGGAGAUAAUGAAAUAUGAAGGGACACAUUAAGGACAUAGCAGUGAGAGUCUUAACCGGCUGUACUGGCCUGUCUAAACAUAUGACAUCAGCUAAGCUUGCACUGUAAUAUGUCUGGUUAAAUAUGUGGAUAGCAACUCAUUAAUAGUGCUAAACAGGCUUGGUUUUAAAAUGGAUUUAAAAUGAAGUUGCCACUAGGCCUAGGCUAUCUGAUAUGCUAAUGUAUGGUAAAACUUAGCAGUUACAGCUAGUUCUUCAGCCUCCAUCUUCACGACAGCGGGGCAUAGUGCUGAUGAUAUGCAUGGCUCACGGCUCAGCCGAUCCCCUUGAGUGGUUUGAGCUGGGUGCAGUCCAGAUGGUGUUUGCAGGCGGUCCCCCUGGAGCAUCGGGAUAGGGGUCUCCUCCAUCCCCAGGCCUGGGCACGGGCCAGCUUCUUGUGUCCACAAACUCUGGUACGGUGAAGUGCCAAGUCUCUGCCACUACUGGGGUUGGCGGAACAUCCGGACGGUGACUGCUUGCGUUGGCGGAGAGUCUUCAGCUGCCGUGGUCGACGUUUGAGGGCUGUGCCUUGGGUGGCUCUCGGCCCAGAAUGGCGUUUCGUCUCUGGUGUGAUUAGUUGCUGGUUUGCCUCGGGGAGACAUCCCCCUCCUCGGCGCCACAGUGCUUCUUUUGGCUGUAGUAGGCAUCUGUGGCGUCUGCUACAUGCGGGCCUUUAGUGUUGCCUAAAUGGCAUUGAAGAUUUCUUCCAAGCGUUGUAGGUCCUGUUCGACAUACUGGUUGUUGCUCUAGGCCCAGGACUUGUUUGUCCAGGGGAGAGGCUGUCGCCAUCUUGGGUGGUAUGGGUUGCUUCAUUGUGCCAGGGCAAUGUGCUGCUGACGAUGUGUGCUCAGCUGGGACUAGGAUGACCCCCACCCUGCUAGGUUCUCGGCCAGGACGUCGGCUGCCACUCCCGAUCGGGUCCUGCUAGGCCGCAAAUACUUCAGGUUGGUUUUUUUCGUCCUUUUAAGGCACAUGAAAGCCCCGUUUGCUGUCCGGUAGCCUCUCUGCACCCCCAGUGGUUGAUAUACCUCAAUUUAAUUAGCUGUGGGCUAGUAUUGCGAGAGUUUUUCCUAGUUUAUAAGGAGAGCUCUGCUGUCAUGCAUCCGUCCCAUGUUUAUUUUUUUUAGAUGGUAACCUAUACGUACAUUUUUACUGCUGUAAUUUUGUUUUUAUGUUCAGUGGGACCUCGGUUUACAAACGCCUCUGUUAACAUUUUCGGUUUACAAAAUUUUUUUGCAAUACAAAGCAAGUUUCCCCAGGAUGCAUUGCACCUGGGAGGUUUAUAGCAUUGCCCUAUGCAUGCUGGAGCCUGUGGGUAGCACGUGGCGUUAAGUGUGGAGGUGUUGGAGCGGCUUUUGCAUUGAGUUUUGGAGCCAUUCUGGAAAUUGUUUUCAGUUGUUUUCUGACUUUUUGGUGCAUUUCUCAAGCUGUGGAAAGGUAGGGAGCUAAGCUUCGUUGUUUGCAUGCCUUUUAUUGUGUGUUCUGCAUUGUGGGUUGGUUUCCAUGUCAGCUCAUUUUGACUUUUUUCUGAUCUCCAGAAUGGAUUAAUUGGUUUUCAAUGCAUUCCUAUGGGAAACCGCAUUUCGGUUUACAAAUUGUUCGCAAUAAGAAACGUCCCGGAGAACGCAUUAAAUGCGUAAACAGAGGUCCCACUGUAUUUGUCUAUAAACUCUGGGAACUAAUGUAAUUACUGUAAUUUGACAUCUUAUUAUAUGUCCAAUAUCUUCUCUAUCCUUAUUAAAGACCAUCACCUUUUAAUUGCUAGAACAAGGUCGAUUUUGCCAUCACUUUAAGAAUAAUAUUCCAGUAUGGAAUGUCACUCCUGUAUUGUAAACUGUGUCUUCACCUUAUUACACCAUUGAAUAAAAAAAUUUAAAUCCCCCAUUGUUUGUAUUAACCUUUUUUCACAUAUUGCCCCAUGUUCUUUCAAAUUUUAUAUUAAAAUGUAGCAAAUGACCUCAUAUUCCAGUUCAGCCCAUACACAGCGAGGGCAAAAAAUAGAAAUGUUUUUAUGUACCGCAUAUACUCGAGUAUAAGUCGACCCGAAUAUAAGUCGAGACCCCUAAUUUUACCCCAAAAAACUGGGAAAACUUAUUGACUCGAGUAUAAGACUAGGGUAGGAAAUGCAGCAGCUACUGGUAAAUUUCUAAAUAAAAUUAGAUCCCCCAAAAAUUAUAUUAAUUGAAUAUUUAUUUACAGUGUGUGUGUGUGUGUGUGUGUAUAUAAUGCAGUGUGUUUGUAUGAAUGCAGUGUGUGUAUUAUAUAUAUAUAUAUAUAUAUAUAUAUUAUUUAUUUAUUUUUUUUAAUUAUUAUUUUAUAUAAUAUAUUUUAUUUUAAUAUAAUUUCAUUUUUUAUUUAUAUUUAUUUUCGUCCCCCCUCCCUGCUUGUUAGCUGGCCAUGGAGGGGGGCUCUCAUUCCCUGGUGGUCCAGUGGAUGGGCUGUGUAGGAGGGGGGCUGGCAGAGAAUUGCCUUUCCUGCAGCUCCUGUCAGCUCCCUUCUCUCUCCUCUGGUCCGGUCAGCUCCCUUCUCCUCCACUGUAAGUCUCGCGGCCGCGUGGAGCGGUCCCCGCGGCUCUCGCGAGAUUUACAGUGGGAGCUGACAGGAGCUGAGAGAGAAGGGAGCUGACAGGAGCUGCAGGAAAGGUAAGUUACAGGACCGCCAGGCUUGUAAUGAGCCCGGCGGUCCUUGUCUGUAUUAUGGCAAUGUAAGUUGCCAUAAUACAGACAUUAACUCGAGUAUAAGUCGAGUGGGGGGUUUUCAGCACAAAAAAUGUACUCGAGUAUAUAUACGGUAUCCUCUUCUGUGUAAGCAUUUUCAAUGCUGACUGCCAGGUGCUACUGACAGGUCUUUAAACAGUAACUGUUAAGGAGCCAAGAUGGUGGCAACCAGUUACAGUUUAAAAAGGUUUCGAUGUCUACAUUUCACUUUAAUAUUAAUAUUUUUUUUAAAUCUUUAUUUUUACUGUGCAAUAAAGAUUACAUACAAGCCUGCAGUGUCACGAUAGCAGUAACAGGCAUAGUGAAGCAAACCAUAUCAUGACAAGGUUAGACUGCACAUUUUUUUUUUUUUUUUUUAAAUAGGUAAACAGGAUGGUGCUAUAAAUGCCUGAGGUUGCUGAAGUAGGAUUAUUAGUAUAAGGUCAUGCAGGCAGUCAGGCACGACAGGCAUAAUAUGGAAAACAAAAAAGAAAAUUAACUUUGCUUGGACGCCAUGGAUUUUACUCACAUGGAUGCUGAGUAAAGUAACACGUAUUAAUAUAAAGCAUUAUACUGUUGGGUAACAUGCAGGAUGAAAUUCAAUAAAGUAAAAUAAAAUAACCACUGGGCCCCCACAACAAUUCGAACAGAGGGAGAAUCUAGGUUAGUAAAGCUGUUGCCUAUGGUAGAGCAACAAAUCAAUUUAUCUCAAGCCCUUAAACUAAAUCUUGUCACUAAGGGGCCUGAAUAAGGCUGUUUAUACGAUGCCUAACUGUGGCAGAUUGACAACCUUGGAAGGCAUGAGUCCACUGUUCCAUAUGCGUGGGCACCAAUAGUCCCAUGUGGAGGUGCACUCCUGUGUUGUGCUGAUAGGACAAAGGCCAUCCGCAGGACCAGUGUCUCUCGGUGCUCGUGGCCGGUGUUGCUGAGUGUGUGUCUUGCGGCCUGCGGGCCAGGACUCUGCCCCGCUAGUAUGUCCCACAGAGGAACAGCUGCAAGAUAUUCCUGGCACUGCAGGACCCUGCGCUGGGUCAGGCUCCGCCCACGCUCCUCCCCCCGCAGACAUCAGCCGGCAGGGGAGACCUAAUGCACAUGCGCGGCAAUAGCUGCGUGCGCACAUUAGACCUUCCCAUUGGAAAGCAUUAUUCAAUGCUUUCCUAUGGGGAUUUCGGCGACGCUGGAGAUCCUCAUGCAUAGUGUGAGGACGUCCAGCGUAGUUUAAAACACAACACUAAGAACACAAAAGACCCUCUAGUGGCUGUCUGAUAGACAGCCACUAGAGGAGAAGUUAACCCUACAAGGUAAAUAUUGCAGUUUAUGAAAACUGCAAUAAUUACACUUGCAGGGUUAAGGGUGGUGGGAGUUGCCACCCAGACCACUCCAAUGGGCAGAAGUGGUCUGGGUGCCUGGAGUGUCCCUUUAAAUUAAGGCCAAAAUUAUUUUACAUUGCACAAUGUCAUAUAUUUUACAAGGUCCUAGAACAGGGGCAGGCAACCUGUGGCAUUCCACACGUUGUGGACUACUUCUUCACUGAUGCUUUACCAGCAUUAUGGUUGUAAAAGCAUUAUGGGAGAUAUAGCCCACAACAUCUGGGCCAUGGGUUGCCUACCAUUGUCUGGCAACAUGGAAUGUGUUGAUAAUGUAUACUGCUAUUAAUAUGAUUAUAUUUUUUUCCAAACUAAAGGUGGGGCAUGGGAAGGACUUCAUGGAUCCUCUCAGUGAAGCAAAGCGAUCUGGCCUCAAACUAGCUCUUCAUCUAUCUGAGGUAUAUUUGAUAAGAGUGUUACAGCCACUCUUCCUAAAGUAUUUACCCAUUUCAGGUCUGCAUGAGCAUUUUUCUGUUUAGCCAAAGCAGAAGAACCUUUUCCUGAUCACAGAUAAAUUACGUUCCCACUUUAAUGCAAGGCAGGCAAUCUAAAUCUUUUCAACUCAUUUUAGCUGUACUGCAGGUGGGAAUUGUUCUCAUUUUUGAAGCGACUUGUAUGGAAUUAUUAAUGAAAACAGGAACUCUGGAGAAUUGACAAGGAAAUUGCAGGUGUAAAGCAAAAUAAUGACAAAAAAAGUGCUUAAAGUGCUCUGUCAGUCAGGGAUCCUGGAAUGACGCUUUCUGCAGGAGUGUGUAUAUCAGUGCUAAUGUGAGAGUGUCAAAAGUGUAUCUGAAUAAGAUGAUUGAUGCUGCCCGUGGCUCCUGACCUGAAGACCAAGACAGAUUAUACUUGCUACUGCUUGUUCCCAGGGUGCCUGCAAGUCUCUGUCAGGUCAGCAUACUAUGCAUGCUAAGCGUGGGUACGUGGGAUUGCCAGCUUAGAAACAUAGAAUGUGACGGCAGAUAAGAACCAUUCGGCCCAUCUUGUCUGCCCAAUUUUCUAAAUACUUUCAUUAGUCCCUGGCCUUAUCUUAUAGUUAGGAUGGCCUUAUGCCCAUCCCACGCAUGCUUAAACUCCUUUACUGUGUUAACCUCUACCACUUCAGCUUCCUGAUUGACAGGAUUUAUAUGUGGAUCUAUGAGCUCUGUUUGAAAGGAACACUAUAGCGUUAGGAAUACAAAUGUGUAUUCCUAACGUUAUAGUAUCCUAGUCACCAGGUGACAAACCCCAUCCUUAUGGCACGUUGAGCCAAUCAAGUGGUCUCUCUAAUGGAAACAGCCACAUUUUACUCUGCUAUUUCUGCUGAAACUCCUAUAGUGGCUGUCAGUACAAUAAUGACAAGAUCCAUUUAAACACUGCAGUGUACUCAUUGGUGUUCCUGCGGAUCAGUAAUGUUUUAUAGGGUUCGAACAAGAGGGAUGUGGCAUCCAGACAUUGAGCUGAAGUGGUCUGGGUGUCUAUAGUGUCCGUUUAAAGCCCUAUUUUGUUAAUUAUUUAAUAGAAACAAAAGCAAGGAUUGUAUCCCAUAGCCAAAUAACAAACUAAGAUGAAGUGGCCAUGGCGCUUACUCUUCCUUUUUUUCCCCCCACAAUCCAACUUUCUCCAAAAUGUUGUUAUUCCAUGAUCAAUUUUCAACAAUUUCUGGUUUGUUUGAAUCGCUUGGAUUAAAUUUACAAAAAAAUGUUUUUUUAAUUAAGCUGGAAAAUGCUUGUACGAGAGAAAGCAACAGUGUCAUAAUUCCUUAAGUAUUCUUGCACAGAAGACAAUAGUUGACAAAUUCAUCUUAUUGUUCUUUGUUUUAUCCAACUAUUUGUAGACCAAAGAGGCCUAUAUUAUAUGCAUAAUUUAAGAACAUUUUGCAAAGCUUCCUUAUUUACUUGGACUUGUUAUUUCUUACAGAUACCCAGUCAACAAGAGGAAACUGCACUUCUGCUUAAUCUCCCCCCCGAUAGAAUCGGACAUGGGACUUUUCUGUGGAACUCACCUGAUAUAGUAGAGAUCGUGAAACAGAAACAAAUUCCUCUUGGUGAGAAAGUACUCUUGUCCUAAAGGGGCAUUGUAACGUCAGAGCUUUUCAGAAGGAUAACAUCUUUAUUAUAUAUAUAUAUAAUUUGAAAUUUUGCUGCAAGUUGUUAUGGCAAAACAUGAUAAAAGGCUGGGACUUUAUAACAGGCUGAUAAGAAACAGAAUCCCCUUUUACCAUUGCGUGUUACCAUAUAAAUACUUUUAAAAUGAAAAAAUGUAAAGGUAUUUUUAUGUUUAUAAUGUUCAUAUGUAUAUAUGAAGAUUUGGUGGGAAAAAAAACAAGUAAUCAAGACAUACAAUUUUAACAAACAUGUUUGACACACGUGAACAGUAAGUGAAGAGAGCCCUGCUUAAACAAACUUACAAUCUCAAGGGAUGAGGGACAUCCCAGUCAAUAAAUUGAUGUGUUUGUACCUGAAUGAUGGGAGCGGUGUUAGGGAGGAGAGAGCACUAUAGGUGGGAGAUGGCGUAGGAAGGUUGUAGGGGAUGAGGAGUUUAAGAGGUGAGCUGAUUGCCUUCUCUAAAGAAAUGUGUUUUUUAGGGAUUUUUUGGGCUGCGGAGACUGGGCGAGUUGGAUGUGUAACAAGAGUGCAUUCCAUAAGGAGGGGGCAGGGCUGGGCUAUAUCUGGUAAUGAGUGAGGAGAUGUAAGCAGGGACUGAGAGCUUUGUAAAUAAUCAGGAGCACUUUGAACUAAGUCCUAAAUAAAACGGAAAGCCAGUGUAGAGAAUGACAGAGGGGUGAAGUGUGAGCUAGAUGAGUCUGGCAGAGAUGCUGAUUAUGGAUGGGGGACAUCUGGGCACUUUUCAGGCUGAUAAGCAGUGGGUUACAUGAAUCAAUGUAAAAAACAAUCAGAGUAUUUAUAUUAUUUAUAAUGCUUUAUAUCAUCAAAACAAGAAAUUAAUAUCCCUUAGGAUAUUGUAAGCUCUUAAUGAAAAGUCAUACUUGACAAAGCCCUUUAAAUAGGUAUUGCACAUUGAAUGACACCGUGGAGCAUUGCUGCAAUCAGACAGGGUUUUGUUUUUUGGUUUUUUUGGGACAGAGAAUGCCUGAAAUGAUAAUAGUUUGCAGAGCCACUAAACAUGUUUAAAUGUAAUUAUUUUUGUUAUUUGUUUCAAUAAUCUAUUAAUCAUUAUUAGUCUAUCCUAAAAGCCUCACACAGUUGAUGUAUAUGAGUGCUUAUUAAAGUGUAAGUGUUAUAUCGAUCGACUGUGCUAAAAAAAAUUAAUCUCUUAGCUGCUACCACACUGUAAUGUGCAAUUCUCCAAAAAUCACAUCAAAGGCAGAAUUUUGUUUGUACCAGAUUCAGUGGAGCGCUUAAAUAUGUGCAUAAAACUUUAUAGUACACCUAGUGCAAACAAGGAUAUAAGGUAGGUGUGUGUGUGUGUGUGUGUGUGUGUGUGUGUGUGUAUAUGUAUGUAUGUAUGUAUAUAUAUAUAUAUAUAUAUAUAUAUAUAUAUAUAUAUAUAUAUAUAUAUACAUAUACAUUUUUUUUUCCCCAAUGUUGUGUAUACCUUAUAGUACCCUUAUGUACACAAGUGUAAUAUACACAUAAAUUGGAACACUCACAUAUUCCAGAGCUAUAACCUAGCUCUGGGAGUUAUUUGCCUCUAGGUCCGUUUAGGUGACCUGCCCCUUUUCUUUUUCAUGAAAAUAUUUGUUACAAACGGUAUCACACUAUAUAUAAAUCUCUUUCCUUGAGAUACUGCAUACUACUGCUGAAUACACAAGAAAACUCCUUAACGACUCUCCAUAAAGAAACAUUGAAUGUUCAAGGAUAUGUAAAAAAUACCGUAUGUGUAUGUAUAUGUGUGUGUGUGUGUGUAUAUAUGUGUGUAUAUAUAUAUAUAUAUAUAUAUAUAUAUAUAUAUAUAUAUAUAUAUAUAUAUUCCUUGUACUAUUAAGUUUUAUGCACAUAUUUAAGCACUCCACUGAAUCUGGUACAAAAAAUAUCCUAGAAGCCUCCAUCAUCUAAUCCAAUGUGUGCCUUGGCUUUGCCAGGAUUGAACUGGAUUGUGAUAUUAUUUACAAAAUCUUUAAUCUGCAUUACAAAAACAGAUCAUCACAUGAACACAAGUUAUCUCUAAUUAUUAAUGCUUUAUUUAGUGGUGUAAUUUCUAGAAAAGUGACAGUUCUAUUUUAGAUUAUACAUCAACCUACACACGUAGGCAAGUAGCUAUGCAUAAAGCAGCUGUGUAGUGGUAAGAAGGUAAUAUUAAUAUAUUUUCUUAAUAUAUUUUCUUUUGAUGUUUAGAGUUUCUAGCGAACUUCAGAAAUGGUGAAGGGGUUCGCCUGCUUUGCGAUGCUCAUGAUGAUCCAUGACUGCAAAGUAGAAUGUCAUUUUUAAAAUAUAGAGAGGGAAUGAAUAAUGUAUAAUCCAUACUAAGUACAGCUAGCUUUAUUUAUCAAAGUAAAGACUAGUGGCAUGUCCUAUCUUCAGUGUCUAGUAUUGGAUUGAUCUUUAUAGCACGUGACUGUGUUCAAAAUCAGACACUGAAAAGUUUUGGCAUUACAGUGCAUCCUGUCCACACACCUUCACAUCUGUCUUGUGUGACUUUUCCCUUUGCCACCCAAGGCCAUGUCCCACAAAGGAGUCUAUUCUCUUAAUUCCCAAUGUUAGGAAGGGCAGGCUUUGCUUGCAAGGGGAGAAUCAGAGAAGUCUUGUCACCAGUGUACUGAGCGUGCUUACGACCGGCGUAUGAUAUGCACAGAAUUGACAUUUGGCAGUCCGGAACAGAGUUAUUUGCACUUUUGUGCCUGGGGCACUCUGUUUGUGCAGUGUUUCAAGUCAAAGGGGUCAUGGACAAUUCCUUUCUCUGUGACCACUGCAAAAAGCAGAAGUGGUCAUGGACGUUCUGGUAACCGUUUAAGUAAGUCUUAUGAUUUAUAAAGCAGGUGGCUGCGUUCCUUUUGAAAAAUCUGCCUACCCACAUCAGACUCUACUAGCUUUCAAUACUAUUUCAAAACCCAUCUCUUCACAAAAGAUUAUGGUCUCCCAGUGUAACUUAUAUCUCACAAACCUGUCUCUUAAAGGGCCACACUCCACUCUCUCUCUGCUACUUUGUCACUUGGUUCCUAUCCCCCUCUCUGCCGCCCAUCCUGUUGUGUUUAUUUUAUACCCCACCUCCUCUAGACUGUAAGAUCGUUUGAGUAGGAUCCUUAUUAACUUAUUGUUCCUGAAACAGUUUGUAAUUGUCUCAUUUAUCGUUAAAGUUUCCUCCUUUACUCCAUGGCACAGGGAGGGGUGGGACUACCCUCGGUCUGGAAUUACCACAGGGCCACACAUCUACAGCGCAUAGUGGAAUGGCAUGUGUCCAGGACAACCAAGACCUGGAUACACAUGGAAAGAGCCCAGAUGGAAGGGGCGCUCCCGGCUUUAAUUUGGAGAUACGAACCUAUCAGAGACACAUUAGCACAGCACCAUCCGUUCAUAGGUGCGACCCUGAAAAUCUGGUGCGCGAUAAGGACGAAACUUAUGCUCACCACUGUACCGGGGCCUCUGACCCCAGUGGCGCACAACCCGGAGGUGGCGGGAGGCCUAGCACACGCGGAACUUCUCGCGUUCGGAGGCACUGACUGGUCCUAUAUGCAACAGUGGUGCUCAAGGGACGAUCUCAAACAACUACCAGACCUGAUGGGGGACAGGAUCCCGACUCCCUUAGAUAGGUUACGCUACUUCCAAGUCAAGUCAUACUAUAAAGCACAAAACGGGAAACAUCUCUUCCACAGACCCCUGUCAGAGUUUGAGGGACUUCACAAAUAGGACACGUCCCCCUAGGGGGAUCUCACUCUUAUAUGCCCUGCUAAUAGCGGCAACCCCACUGGAACCGGCAAAACACGCUGCACACUGGGAGAAAGCCACGGGAAUCACGCUCACUGACCCAGAAUAUGGUCGAAAAUAUACAUACUGACGCAUCAAAGUUCCAUGUGCUCUAAAAUGCAGGCGUUGAACUACAAACUGCUCACCGGAUGGUACCGGACCCCAGACAGGCUACACCGUAUGCUACCUGAUGUCCCGGAUACGUGCUGGAGAUGUGGGGGAAGGCCGGGUACAGCUCUACACAUCUGGUGGUCCUGUGAUAAGAUCUCCCCAUUCUGGAAGGAAGUUCACAAGACGAUACAAGAGGUAACGGACAGCGACCUUCCUUUCCAGCCACUCCGGAUGCUGCUUCACCAUACCCCGAUGCCCAUCUCACGAUAUAAAUCCUCCUUAACCAAGCACCUCCUCAACGCCGCCAAACUCAUGAUCCCGGUUCGAUGGCGAUCUCCCCAGGUGCCUACCAUUCAGCAGUGGAUGGACAAAGUGGAAGAGAUACACGAGAUGGAGAGGCUCACGGCGACACUCAGGGACAAAUUGGACAAAUACCAGUAAUGUUGGACCCCAUGGAUACUCUAUCUGUCCAGACGAUAGGAAGGACAUCGGGGAGAGGAGCCGGGCAUCCGGAUGGGUCGGGGGUGGGUGGCGAUCAUCUGGGCCUGGGGGGUGGGGCGUCCCGGGGGAGCACUGCUCCUCCCCCCAUUUGCCUUCCCUUCCCUCACCCUAAGCACUCAGCUGGCGUCACGGGGGCGGGAUGGGGGGGCGAUAGGGGAGAUGCAUAACCAUGAAGACCCACAUUGGGGGGCGGGGUGGAAGGGGGGGAUCUGGAACCCCGACAUGUCGAAGGAACAAGAGGGUGGACCGAGAGACCAGAUAGGCUAGCCCCCAAGAAAAUAAAAAGGAACAAACUCAAAGGGAAUGCACCAUUGUAACGCACCAAAGAUGAGGAGCAUACAGGUGACACUAGCGGAGGCGAGUAUCCGUAGAGUACCUGAGCACACCAGGCCCUAUGCCACGCAGGUUCUGACUGACUGAGAGGGUUGGCCCUCAUGGGAACGUAUAUGCAUCACCGAAGCGAUGAGGGCGGAGACACGCCCGGUCUGCCAGUUACCCAUCUAAUGGGCGCAGCUGCCUCGAGCAGGCCUGUAUAGCCCGAGAUGCCUGACGGGAUGAGACGGGCCAGCCCUACAUUUCCUCACACACUGCCCCAAGUCAAGACAAAAAAUUUUUAGGGACAUGGACAGGCGGGCAUAGACUCAGCUAACCGCAUGCUGGCUUAUAGACCACAACAACUGGCAGAGCAGGGGCACACUCAGCUUACACUAGCACUAGCCUUUCGAGACCGCAACAUAGCAGAUGACACUAACUCCGAGAGUAGGGGACAAUUAGAAAGGGUAAGCUACAUGAGACUACAUUAAUGCCAAGGACAGUGCUCCUAACUUAGCCACUCACAUAACAAAACACCGCAGCUGAAGUUGUUUUACGCAUACCUAAUGUUUAACAGGCAUGUUAUACUUGUUAUACAUUAUAUGUCGCCAUAUCACUGUUCGGCAUCAAAAAACAAAAAUAAAGAUUGUCAAAAAAAAAAAAAAAGUUUCCUCCUUUACUAUAUUGCAAAGUGCUGAGAAUAAGUUGGCGCUAUAUAAAUGCCAAUAAUAAUGGUUGGACACACAUGAGCAAAAACAAAAAUAGGUCCCGGCACCAACAAGCUACCUUGCCUUGACGUAAACUUUUGUUGAUUACAAUAAACUUCACAUUCUUACUUGUGACCAUUUUCUGAGAUUUGUCUUGCUAUACACCAGAGCAUCCCUUUUUGAUUACUGGGUAAGCUAACUUAAUAUCUUUACCUUAUGUGUGUACUGAUAUGACAUUCAGUGCUCUGGGAUUGGGUGAGUUAUAGGAUUUUCACAGAUAACUGGAUUGGCAUUGCCAACAUAUUGCUACAGAAAAUGUUUCGGAAUUAACUGUAUUAAUCAAACAAGUUGUUCUGUUAGUACCUCUAUCUAGAAUUAUGCAGACUGUAACAUUGCAGAAGGUAUGAGCUGUCAAGGACUGAUGGGCAAAUAAUUUGGUAGGUUCUGUAAAAACAAUCUGUGGCCUUUUUAUCCAUUUUACUACUCACUGUAUUAAAUCGAAUUAAGCUGGUCGUGACUCACUGAUGUAGGUAUGCACAGAAUAACAAGACGUGCAUUUGAUGACACAGUUAACCUCCCAUCUCUAAUCGACAAAGCUUGCCACACCACAUUAAUCCAAUAAGUGGUUCUAAUUGGGUGCAGCAGAUUUCAAAAGAUGUUACUGGAAAUGUGAUAAAUGACUUAUCAUUGCCAGGUUUUCACGAAAACAAAACAGAAUUCAUUUCUACACAUUUAUUUACAGAUCUCGUAGCCAUGUUGAUUGUAGUUGGUUCUGUAUCCAUGGUCUUAAGUAUAUACAAUAUCGACCAAGAGUGUGUAACCUUGGUACCUCAUAUCUUCUUUAUGGUUUAUAGUUGACUUUGCUUGGCAUCAGGAGAAAUUUAGAAAUGUACUAUUAUCUACAGUACGGACUUCCAACCUCUGGUAUGGACAAAUCCAGAGGUUCUGUAUGCCAUAACCCGACCUGACAUCUAGCAGAGCUUGAUCCAGUUGGAUUUUAUAUGAAAGCCAUUUAGUUAUAGAUGUUGAUUGUUUUUCUUUAUUAAUGCAGUUUUGUGUCAAAUAUUAAUGGUUUUAAAAAGAUACUCUACCUCUUGGUUGUAAUGGUUUGUUUGCUAUUUACCACUGAAACGGAUAGCUAGCACUAAGAUAUCCGGAUUAUUCACUAAAGUGUGAAUUGCCCAGGAUUUAAAAUAAAUCCAAAGAGUGUCAAACUUUGGACCAAAAUAGCCCAACUGGAAUCGUAGCUAACUUGGAGAAGUUUACAAAUUUGGCUGGUGUGGCUUCAAAUGUAAAAUUCUUGUGAAACAAUACAGACCUGGCACUUUUUUUCCCCUAAAAUGAUUAAUCUGUUCAAUGCACUUUCAGUAUAGAUCUGUUUUAGGCUCCAUAAAAGCAGUCACUCAGUGGGCAGCCACACAAUGGUGCAAAGGUACGUUUUUCUAAAAGGAGUACUGAGCAUAAUCUGGUCCAAAUCUUACCUAUAUUUAUCUGUAAAGAGCAUGUAUUCUUAUUUUUUUUUUUAUCUGAACAAGCACUGUUAUUUAUAUAACUUAUUGUAUGUCUAUCUUUUUGUGUAGAGCUCUGUUUGACUUCAAACAUUAAAGGACAGACUGUGCCAUCAUUCGACAAACAUCAUUUUGGGUUCUGGUAUAACUUGGGUCAUCCAUCUGUGCUGUGUGUAAGGAACCUUCUUGUUAAUAAAACACCUGUAUUAUUGGCUAGAUCAUUAUAGUAGAAUUAUGCAUGAUAUGUAAUGAAAACUGUAAUGUAUUGAAUGUUACCGUGUAAAUACAAAUACAGCUAGUAUAAAAUCCACAAAGCAACAUCACCAGAUGAUUUAAAGGCCAACCCCAUACAAGAUCUUUCCAGGGUUAUAGUACAAACCAUUGUUAAGGGACAGAUUGUAUGAAUGUUGCAUACUGUAGUAUUUGUUUGUAGUGUUCUGGCAGACAGUUUGAGAAUUCGAAACAUACAAAAUUAAGCCCUGUGCUCAAACUCCUGGGCGGCAGAAUGACUAUAGUACAAAUCAGCCUAAUACAUACAGUAAAAAUCAAAGAAAAAAGGUUACUUGCAUACUAUCCCAAAUCCCUAUUCACAUAUAAAUCACUGGAGGUUUUUAGUAUUACUCCAGUGGCCAUUAAAGUGUAAGCUCACCUGCCAUGUCAAGGCAAAACCUCUUAGGCAAGUCAUACACUAAAAAUCCACAUGAGAUGGGGUAAACUAACAAGCAAAUUGGAAAAUUCCGACCUAAAUAGCGGAUCUGGAAUAAUAACAGAUUUGGAAAAGUUUCCAUUUGUACUAUUUUGGCCUAUUUUUUUUCCUGUUCAUUGUAAAUUCAGACUACAUCAUGUAAGGAAACAACCGUUAUAUUGUUUGGGAUAGAUUUUUUUAAAAAAAAAUUUAUACCACAUUUUAAUGCAUAUAUAGUUUGCUGCCUUGCAAAACCAUUCAGAAUGUAUAUUUUUUGCAGACUGAUGACAAAGGCGUUUUUGCCACCGAUCUUUCGCUGGAAUAUCAACUCGCUGCUAAUACAUUCAACUUGAACUCACAACAAGUGUGGGACCUGUCAUAUCAGGCCAUAGAUUAUAUCUUUGCAUCAGAAAGUGAUAAAUCACACUUGAAGGAGAAGUGGAACAUGCUAAAAUCAGACGUAUUUAACCACAUCCUGUGAAUGCCGAACUAAACUGGAGGAAACUAUAGAGCUUGAAUUGUAACAAGAGACUGCAAGAAAAGAACAACAUUCUAGAUCUCAGAGUAAAUGUUGCAGGAUACGUCAUUAGCCUGUGAGUCACACAAAUAGUUUUUAUUAUGACUUUUUAUUAGCUAAUGCAAGUUUUAAAUGGAUUUUAAACUAUUUCUUCCAUUGAAAAUAAUACAAAUAUUAAAUUACGUUGUGUUCUUUUUGUCAAGUGUAAUAUACAGUAAGUAUUUUAAAGUAAAUUGAUUUGCAUACAAAAUGGAUUCGCUGUCAUUAUUCAUUUAGUAUUUAUAUUACAUAACCACGUCUGACAAGCAAAAUACAGAGUACAC
This is a messenger RNA of Pelobates cultripes (western spadefoot toad), 53907 nucleotides long. The record is from the annotation of a GenBank genome assembly. NCBI's taxonomy places the organism in Eukaryota, Metazoa, Chordata, Amphibia, Anura, Pelobatidae.